GGAUUACGAGGUUCCUGGAUGCAGGGGAUACAGUAAAGGAGGUUGUAAAGUACAUAGCAGAUCAGGACAAAGCCAACACUCCUGUUUACGAUAUCGUCUUCGCUCUGGGUGCAACUGGCCAGUCUCGAUCCACCAUAUUUGAUCUGCAGAAAAGCUUCGUAGAAAAUGUUAUUAACUUCCCUUCAAAUGCUGACCGCAAUUACGGUCUCAUCCUGUAUGGUCCCUCUAGCAGCAUUAUAAGACGCCUUGAACAACCGAAAGAUGAUCAAGCAUUUCUACAAACAAUGAACAGGCUUACAUUGCCAAACUCUGAAAUUACGGACAUGAUGUCUGUUCUAAAUUUGGCUCCAGACCUCUUUCGAUCCAGGUCUUCUGAUUCCAACAAGAUCUUGGUGUUGUUCACGAACAGUCCGUUGCCACAGGACGUCAGUGCCUUAGCAACAGCAGCACGCGGCUUAAAUCGUCGUAAUAUUAAAGUGGUGGUGGUCAAUAUCGGGUUGCGAACCGAUCAUUCAAACUGGUUACCAGAUCCUACCUUUGUUAUCAAUGCAAAUCCGAGAAAUUCCGAUCAAAGAAGUACAACUCAUAGAAUUGGAAGUAUCGUUUACAGAGCGCCAUGUUAUGCGUCCACGUGUCGUUAUUUUGCUACAUGUAUCCCUCAUCCUGAUAGUUCAAUUACCUGCGAAUGCCCGACAUCUUGCCCGCACAUACCUGACGUUGGACAGGUCUGUGGUAGCAAUGGACGGACGUACGAAAAUCACUGCGCUUUAAGAAUCGAUGUUUGCCGCAAACAGAUUGAUGUAACCGUGAAGAAUACUGGACGUUGUGUGAUUCAAACUCCAGUGGACAUUGGUUUUCUUCUCGAUGGCUCUGGUAGUGUGGGCAAACAAGGUUUCCGUCGCGUCUUAAACUUCGUCAACCAAGUCGUGUCGGCCUUCAACAUUUCUCGUGAUACUGCCCAAGUUGGCGUAACUGAAUUCAGCAAUAGUCCUGUCAUUCAAAUCCAACUAAACGAUUUUCAGAACUCCAAGUUGCUUCAAGACAGAAUUACCAACAUCGAGGACUCUGGUGGACGGACAAGAACUGAUACCGCCCUGAGGAUUAUGUCUCAGGAAUUCUUCAGCCAUGACAAAGGAUCCCGAGCAGGGGUACCAAAGGUCCUUGUUGUUGUAACUGACGGAAAGUCGACAGGAAGUGAGCCGCUCUCUGAGGCUGUUAAAGGAUUGCGUCGAAAGGGUGUGAUUGUAUAUUCAGUCGGUAUAGGAAAGCACAUUAACAUGGAAGAACUGAAGGAUAUCAGUAGAACGGAAGAAGAUGUUUUUAGGUCGAAAGAUUUUGACUCGACUGGCUUGCUUGCUCCUGUAUUGGUUGAAAAGAUUGCCAGUGAUCUUACAGAUCUUUCAACAUCUAACAUGGACGUAAUAUUCGCCAUGGGAGCUUACGGAUCUACAGCAAACAUUGCGUUCAACCAAGAAAAAGCUAUCAUGAGCGCCAUAGUUGAUAAGCAAGGUUCUUCAAAAGUGAAAUAUGGUCUCAUACAGUAUGGUAUCGACUCAGCUGAAACACUGAAACGUUUAUCACAGUUCACGAGUAAUUUGGACUUCAAAAGAUUUGUUGCGGCUAGUGAACUCAAAACUCGUGGUAGGGCAUUAAUAUCGGCUAUGGAUAAAGCUAGUGAGGAGUUCUUAUUAAGCAGUGCAAGACGGAAGGUUCUGGUCGUGUUUGCGAAUAGUUUGCCGUUUGCGUCCUUCAAUGAUUUGGUGACUGCAUCAAGAUACCUUCGCUCUCAAGGUGUCAAAGUUUUGGUGGUCUACUCAGGAAACAGUGGAGAUCGUACGAGAUUGCAACAGAUUGUGUCGAAUACUAACGAUGUAUUUCCUUGGAGCUUUGGGACAAGUAGUAGUCUCACUGGAAGCAAGAUAGCACUGCAGUUGUUCAAAGAUCCUUGUCAUUCAGUCAAAUGUCAGUUCAACGCAGUAUGUGUUAAUCAGCCUGACGACACUGUACUGUGUGAAUGUAUGGAGAAAGCGAUAAUGGAAUACGCUCCAGUCUGCGCUAGCAAUGGUCAAACUUAUACGGACCUUGCCUCUCUUCAAUUUGCCUCGUGUCGACUUCGCAGACAACUCACAGUGAAACACGAUAAAGCUUGCGAAACAAGACCAAUCUUCGAUCUUCUCUUUAUUCUUGAUGGAUCAUCAAGCCCUGCACAACAACAAUUCAAAGCCUACAAGAUGUUUAUCAAAUCCAUCAUCGAUUCUUUGGACAUUGAUGAAACUUCAACCCGUGUCAGCCUUGUCGAGUAUAGCGACAGAGCAACUCUAAUAUUCCCAUUAAAUAGAUACUAUGAUCAAGGUGAACUUAAAGAUGCCGUUGAUAACGUUCAGGCGUCAGGUGGUGAAGGAGCCGUCACCGACCAAGCUCUACAACUCGCAGUUGACCAAGUAUUUACCCGCAGCGGUGGAGAUCGGCCUGCAGUCCCAAAUGCAGUCAUUUUGGUCACCGAUAGCAAGUCGACUGGAGAUGUUUCUCUAUCAGAAAGAGCCAAACGGUUAAGGGAAACUGGAACAGAUAUCUAUGUUGUGUCAGUUGGAUCGGCUACAGACAAUCAAGAGCUUCAAAAUAUGACCAUGGGCGCAAAUAGAUUCUACGUCGUCAAAAAUGUUUACGAACUGAUUCGGCUGCCAACACGUUUGGUGAGGAAUAUUAUUGGAAAUGCUCAGCGAGGUCCUUUAGAAAAAGAUGUCGACAUUGUGUUUGCUCUUGGUGCAAACAAUCCUAAUGGUGCGCGCGUAUUUGAACAAGAGAAAACACUGACCAAUUAUCUGAUCAGUCAACAAAAAGCCAUCCCAUCCAGAUAUGGUGUUAUCACAUAUUCUAAUAUCUCCACCAUACGGAUUCCGAUUCAAACGUCUUCCGAUAUUUUCAAACUUCAAGAUCAAAUCCGAAACCUGAAAUGGCCAGGAGUUGGUUCAGGUGUUGAUACAGCUUUACGCCAAGCAAACGCCGUAUUCAAGAACUCCAGACCCGCUUCCCGUAAAGUACUUGUGAUUUUCAUGAGCGGUAUGGCUUCCGCUCCAUCGUUAACACUUCGUGAAGCGGUAAGGCCUUUACUAAAUCAAGGAGUGCGGGUGGUGCUGGUUGGUUUUGGUGAUCAGCUGGACGACGGUCAACUACGAGGAAUAUCCGAAAAUACGAAGAAUGUAAUUAAACCAAGUGGUGAUCAAAAUGAUGAUAGUUACAAGAUUUCAACAGCUGUGUUUAAAGAUCCAUGUUCUGUAGUAAAUUGUCUCUACGAAGCUGUCUGUAGAGUGAACACUGAUGAUUUGGUAUCUUGUGAAUGCCCCGAUGUCCACCAUUGUCCAUCAACCAAGAGCACGAUCUGUGCAAGCGAUGGAAAGUCGUACAUCAACGAAUGUUAUCUAAAAGCAGAAAUCUGUCGAACCCAGAAGGUCUUGAAGGUUGUCAAUGGCGGACGGUGCGGUCUAGUGCAACCAUUAGAUCUCGCAUUUGCGUUCGAUGGAUCAGACAGCUUGACGGAAGAAGAGUUUGAAAGCCUGAAAUUGUUUGCAACAUCAGUUGUGGAGUCGUACAAUAUUUCUCCUCUCGAAACACGUGUGGCUGUUUUGGAGUAUAGCAACACACCACGAAUGAUCUCCAAACUCAGUGAUGGCACAUCUCUCACUCAAGUCGUACAGACCAUAAGAAACAUUGCCCCAUCACGUGGGACAGGCAGUGUCACGAGCGAGGCAUUAGACAAAGCCGUGAGAAACGUGUUUGUUCCACAAUCCGGGAGCCGAACAGGUGUACCUAAAGCAUUAAUUCUUAUUACCCACAGCAAGUCGUCAAGCUCAGUUCCAGUUUCUCAAGCAGUACAACGUCUGAGAGCGGCUGGUGUUCGUGUUUAUGUGGUGGGUAUCGGUUUACAGGUUGAUAUGCAAGAGAUGAAGAGUAUUGCAGCAGGAGAGAGUACUAUUUAUCCCGCACGAAGACCAGACGAGGUUCCUGGAAUGGCGAACGAUGUAGUCAGAAAUAUUAAUCAGGAUAUCAGAAGAAGGAGUGAUGAAAGUCAAAUGGACAUAGCUUUUAUCGUUGGUGCCAGUGAACCUGGAGCCAGGCAAUUAUUUCAAUUCCAACUGGAUAUUGUAAAAGCUUUGAUAGAUCGUGAGACACCAGUAACAACCCGCUAUGGCUUAAUUACUUACGGAAGCCGAGUCAACGCGCGAAUGUCUUUCGGUGAUUUCCAAGAAAAAUCCAGAAUGAAGCAAGUUAUAGAUUUGAUACGAUGGACGAAGAAUGGCGUUGCCCUGGACGAUGCUCUUGAGAGAGCUCAAAAUAUUUUCCAGGAAUCGUCUCCGUUACAUUCUAGAAAACUUCUGGUUGUUUUCAUUACGUCACGAACUGGUGUAUCCGUUUCGGAGUUGGAAAAUAAAUCAAGGAAACUUCGUGAAAGCGGCGUCAACAUUCUUGUAGUACCAAUUGGUAACAAUGUUAAUGAUGGUGAGAUAUCUGGGAUCUCCACGCGACGUGAUUACGUGAUUCGUGUAUCUCCCGCGGGUGGCACGCAGCCUGUAGUUGACAAGACGGAAGAAAUUAUUGCGACUGAUCCAUGUAGUGCAGUGGACUGCGAUUACUAUGGUAUAUGUAUUGCUGAUGACCAACAAGCCACCAGCUGUGUCUGCAAAGAGACGUAUCCUGAUUCAUAUCAACCAGUCUGCGGCUCUGAUCUCAAGACAUACAGUAAUCUGGAGGCAAUGCAAGUUGCCUCUUGUAAAUCAAGAGUGAAGAUUACCCAAAGAUCUGCUGGAAGAUGCAAUUACCGUAAGCUGAGGGUUACUGACUUGGCGUUUGCUCUGGAUGGUUCUCGCAAGUUGUCUGUGCAAGAAUUCAACCGGUUGAAGUCAUUCGUAAAGACCAUAAUUCAAAAUUACGAGAUUUCCGAGCAUGGAACUCAUGUUGCCGUGAUAGAAUACAGUAAAGAUGCCAGAGUCGUGAUUUCAUUCAAAGAUACCACAGAUAUCGAUAGCUUUAAACGAGCCAUUGAUCGCGUGAGGCCUUCCCAAGAUACUCCCGCAUCUGUGAAUGAAGCUUUGAAGUUGGCACAAGAAGAAUUGUUCAGCCCAAUCGGCGGAGGACGUCCAGGAAUAGCGAAGGUUCUGGUGGUUUUGACAACGGAUGGAGAAGACGACCCACUGACUGGAGAGACCGCACUUCGCUUACGACAAGAUGGGGUUAAGGUGUUUGUGGUUGGUCUUGGAAGGGACCUGGAUCAGAAUACGUUAAGAAACAUCUCUGGUAAUAGCAAUCAAGUCUACAUCGUCCCUAAUAUUCAAGGAUUAUCAACUGUUAUUCAUGAUGUGAUAACUGAUAUCGCAAAUGGCGAGAAAGACACAGAUAGCAAACUGGACAUUCUCUUUGGUCUUGGUGCAACAGGAAGAGAUGGAAAAGUUAUUUUUGAUUUCGAAAAACAAAUUGUAAAAUACAUCAUUGGCCUACCAAAAGCUGCCAAGACUCGAUACUCGCUGAUAGAUUAUCACAACAGUUCAAGAGUAUUGGUUAACUUUGAUGAUUUCAGAGAUGAAAACAAGCUGAAGAGCCAAAUAGGCCUCAUCACCUGGCAAAGAGAUGGAAACGAUUUUGCAAAUUUACUUAUCAAGGCUAAAGAAGUUUUCGAAAUGACGAAAGAAUCCAGGAAGAUUUUCAUGAUCUUCAUAAACGAUCAAUUAAAUACUGAUCUGAAUGUGAUAAGGAAUUCUGUACGAAUGUUGAACUCCCGUGGUGUUAAGGUGAUUGUUGUCCGUAUUGGGGAAAGAACGAAUAAUCAAGAAAUAUCUGCAAUAACAUCAUCGGCGGUCGUAAGUGCUCCGACAUUGGAUGACGUAGCAAGAAUCGGGGAUUUGGCUGGGACGGCGACACUAAAAGAUCCAUGUGCUGCAGUGAAGUGUGCUCAUCAUGGUCGUUGCGUCGCUGAAGCAGAUGAUUCGUACAAGUGUGAAUGUCAGGACACAAACUCCUGUCAACAAGAUCAACAUCCUGUUUGUGCCACAAAUGGAAAGACGUACAUCAAUGAAUGCUUCAUGAAAGUCUUCUCGUGUAUAAACAAAGUUACAGUUAAUGUUAAUCAUCAAGGAGUUUGUGAGUCAAAAAAUGUCGCGGAUAUUGCUUUUGUGGUAGAAGGAUCGAAAAAUAUCAGUCCAAAACAAUUCGAUGAGUUUAAGAAGUUUAUAAAAUCCGCAGUUGGUAAAUUCCGAAUCUCUGAAUCAGCGAACCGUGUGGCAGUUGUUGAAUAUAGUGAUGUUCCUACGAUUGCAAUCUCGUUAGCUGAUAACACGAAUUCUGACCGCCUGAAGAAAGCAGUUGAUCGGAUACAACCCUCACGCGGGGAAAAUGUUGCAACAGACAAGGCACUGAGAUUUGUAGGAACUGACGUGUAUACUUCAGAGCGAGGAUCUAGAGUUGGGGUACAAAAGAUUGUUGUAGUUCUCACGGGCAGCAAGUCCACAGGGAGUGAGGCAUUGAAGAUUGCUGCUCAGCCACUGGUGGAUCGCGGUGCAAAGGUUUAUGUUAUUCAUGUUGGAAAGAGUGAAAAUCCUGAAUUGAAAAAUGUCACCACCGAGGGUGAAAGUGGAGUUGUAACUGUUCCAGAUAGAGAUCCACUCACAACACUUGGUGGGAAUAUUGCAACAAGGAUAGCCUCUGAUGUUGAGAAAGGUAACAGAGAGAAUCUAUUGGACAUGGUAUUUGUGAUUGGUUCCAGUGGAGCCAAUGCUCGCAGCGUAUUUUCGCAGCAAAGAGAACUCGUGAAAUCUUUGAUUGACAAAGCUAAGCAUAUGAACGCAGCAUUUGGAGUUGUACAGUACGGCAAUACCGGUCAAAGGUCCAUUGGUAUCAAUCCAAAAUCCUCCAGAGAAGACCUUUGGCAGUCUAUUGACAACCUUCAACCAUUAGGCGAAGGAACUCGUCCUGAUGAGGGUCUAAAGCAAGCAAUUGCCAUGUUUAAUGAAGAAGGAAGAGCAGGUGCUCGUCGUGUGUUAAUAUUAUCCGGAAAUAGUCCAAUGGCGGUCAACAAUGCUGAACUUACAAGAAUUGCCCAGUCUUUGGCCAGAGAGAAUAUUGAGGUAUUCAUGGUGGGAUAUGGGUCACAAGUUGACCAAGAACAAGUGAAUUUGAUUGUCCCAAAUGCAGGCAACGUGCAUACCGUGCAGCCCGGAGAAACGGUCGAAAAUACAGCUGACACCGUUGGCGAAAAACCUCUCACAGAUCCAUGUGCUAAUACAAGAUGUGAAUAUGGCUCUAAGUGUCGUGUCUCAGGGGAUCGUUCUGUCUCCUGUGUAUGUCCAUCUUGUCCGACGCCUUCUGAAGAUGAUGUGGUAUGUGGUGAUGAUGGUGUUUCGUAUGCUGAUAUUUGUACAAUGAAGGCACGCUCAUGCACAGAUAAGAAGAAGAUAAAGAUGGCAUACACUGGACCGUGCGCACCUUUCGAGCUGGUUUUCGCUCUGGAUGGUUCCGACAGCUUAACAAGAUUGGAGUUGAACACUGCUAUGAUGUUUAUUAAAUCUAUCGUCGAAUCUCUGCCAAUUUCAAGCCGCGAAGUUCAAGGUGGAAUGAUAGAAUAUAGCGAUAAACCUAAACUUGAAAUUACUCUGAAUGAAAGAAACAACAAACCUUCAUUAACGUACAGUGUUUUACGCGUCAACCCUUCUCGUGGCAGUAAAGCCUCGAUACCUGAGAUGAUUGGGCUUGCUACACAACAAGCAUUCAGUCAGGAGUCCGGUGCUAGGCCAGGAGUACCAAAAUACCUUCUUAUCAUAACCGAUGAUGACGUCUCUUCAACUAAAGAACUUCAAGAUGCCGUGAGGGAGGCUGAGAAAGCUGGUGUACAUAUUUACAUUGUUGAUAUCGGAGAUAAAAUUAACAUUGAAGGAUUGAAGCUGCUUGUCCCAGUCGCUAAGAAUAGAUACGCUGUGGAUGACGUACCUUCUCUGAACGGUAUUGUCAAGGAUCUUGUGAAAAACAUCCUGAAAGACGUAGCUGAACGUAAACGACCCCUUGAGAUUGUAUUUACCAUGGGAUCCUCCAAUCCAAAUGGACAAACUAUUUUCAACUGGCAAAAAAAUGUCGUCAAAGAAACCGUCAAACGUUAUACUCCAGCAUCCACUUCUGUUCCACCCAGUUCCUCUGGUGUGAGACCUUUCCAGAGUAUUGUCUAUGGUAUUGCACUUUACGGAGCCGAGACUGUUCCUUUUGUUAACAUUAGAGAAAUACCAGAUGCGAGGAGCUUUUCAACGUUUGUAGAUAACUUAAGAUGGCCAGGAGAUGAUACAUCAUUUGAAGAGGGUUUACAGCAAGCGGAGGAACUAUUUGAAAAUUCCCCUAACAAAAAUCCACGCAGGGUAUUGGUGUUGUUUGCGAACGACAGAGCAGAGGUUGAACCAUCCAGACUAAAGGCAUUAGCUGAACGAUUAAUGGUGAAAGGAAUAGAACUUCGUGUUAUCUCUGUUGGUGGUCGUGUUGAUGAUGGCCAGAUAAACGUCUUGACUGGUGGUUCAAGAGAUGUUGUUGUUGAGACCUCACAUACCGAAGAACCGACGGAUGUCGCCGAACGUGUUCGUAGCAUAGCAGAUAAAGAUCUCUGUGAGGCGAAGGAGUGCAGAUAUAACGGUCUAUGCCAAGUUGUAUCUGGAAACAGCACAACUUGUGUCUGCCAACAAGAACGAUCUACGGUAUUUGAACCAGUAUGUGGAACUGAUGGACGUACUUAUAGCAAUGAAGAUGAAAUGAAGUUUGUCAAUUGUCAUAACAUGAAAACCACUGAGAUUAAACAUCAUGGAGCUUGUGUAUCAUCUCCGUAUCCACAACCCAAGAACCCCCUUGACCUUGCAUUUGUCCUGGAUGGUUCAGACAGUCUGACCAGAGAACAAUUUGAAAGCAUAAAGAAACUCGUGUCUGAUACUUUGAAUCGUUACACCAUAUCACCAAAGGAAACACAAGUCGCCGUCGUAGAAUACAGUGAUACGCCAACUAUCGUCGUGUCUUUGAAUGAUUUUAAAGAUCGGGAUACUUUACAAGAAGCUAUAGAUGCCAUUCGACUUUCUCGCGGUGGGGAUACUGCUACAGAUGACGCAUUGAAGUUAGCUGCUGAUCAAGUCUUCUCGCCAGAACGUGGAUCACGUCCUGGUUUUCCGAAAGCUCUAAUCUUGAUUACCGAUGGUAAAUCGACCGGUCUCGAAACGCUCCGUGAAGCAGCGGAACCGCUACGAAAGAAAGGCGUUCCUGUCUACGUCGUAACCAUCGGAGACGGUUAUGAUGAUAACGAAAUACAGGAACUCGUACCAAGUUCUGAUCACGUGGUUUCUGUUAAUCGUCCAGAAGAGGUGGAAGAUCUCGCGCCAAAAAUUACCGACACUAUUGACAGAAAUAUCGAAAAGAGAAAGUCGUCUCACGUUGUUGACAUGAUCUUCGUGAUGGGUUCCUCCGAUCCAAAUGGCCGUCUUAUCUUUGCGAAACAGAAAGAAAUAUCGAAAUCCAUUGUGAAUCUUCCUAAUACUGCUGAUCAACGUUACGGUGUUGUACAAUAUGACAAUUAUCCGUCAGUACCAGUUCGCUUGGGUUACAUUCGAGACAAGGACGCCUUGGAAGGAGCUAUAGAUAGUAUCACGUGGAGACGAAAUGGAACGGCAUUCCUGCAUGCAAUACGAAAAGCUGCUGAUCAAUUUAAGAAGGAAGGGCGUCUGGGUGCAGAUUCUGUUCUAGUGUUGUUUAGCGACGGUAAACAAAAGGCAACGAACCAAGAAUUAUCAGAGAUUGGUGCAAUGUUACGUAAGCAAGGAAUUAUGAUCAAAAUUGUGACCACUGGAGAAGAAACGGAUACCUUGAGACCCCUAGCGCCCGGAAGCAACAGUAUUGUGACUGUCAAUACAACAGAUCCUAUUUCGGGUGUCGUAAUUGGUAAGAUUACUGGAGAUAUACUAUCAGAUGUCUGUGCGAGCACAAACUGUGAAUUCGGCGCAAGGUGUAUGAAGCAACCUGACGGUAGUGGCAAAUGUGAUUGCAUUGAAUCAUGUUUCCAAGACCGCUAUCAACCAGUGUGUGGAUCAGAUGGUAAAACAUACAGUAAUGAAUGUGAAAUGAAUUUGAAAACAUGUCGAGAGAAACUGGAAGUGACUAUUAAACAUUCUGGCCAAUGCAUCCCAACGGUCGGCACAAACUUGGUGAUCGCUUUGGAUGGCUCACGGGAUGUCAAUGCAAAAGACUUUGCAAAGAUGAAAGAGUCUGUAAAAGAUAUAGUCAACUCACUUGUGGUAUCUCCCAAAGAUAGUCGUGUCGGUGUGAUGGAGUAUAGUGAUCUAGUGAACAUUGUUUUCCCUCUUAAAAAAUAUGAAAACAACAAAGAAGUCGUGAAUGCGAUCGAUGAUAUUCAACCCUCACUUGGAAAUGGCCGAGUAUUAGAUGAGGUACUAAAGUCAGGGGCGAUGGAAAUGUUUACAGUGAAGAAUGGUGCUCGUCCUGGACAACCAAACGUAUUUAUUCUGUUCACAAAUGGAAAAUCUACUGGCGUCCAACCACUACAUCCAGCCGUAAAACAGCUGCAAGAACUAGGUGUGACGACCUACGUCAUUGGUACUAGUGAUGAGGUCGACCGUGAUGAAUUGACUGCUGUUGCUCCUGGAAACGACGAUGGCGUAUUUGUAGUUAAUGACGCUAGUGGUAUUUUCAGAGUGGUUCCAAAGGUUAUCAUAGAAAUGUUGAAUCGUGAUCGAAAAGCUAAUAAUUCUAUUGAUGUCGUCUUCGCCUUCGGUGCGUCCGGACCCACAGGACAAUCUCUUUUAACGCUGCAAAAAGAAAUCGCUGAGAACAUGAUGAAGCAAUUGGAACUACUGGAUGUGAAGUACGGAGUCCUUGAGUAUGACCAGGAUGCCAGGGUGUUGUCAGAACUUGGUAUAGAUUCAACGCAAGUUAAAGAUGUGCUAGAAAGAAUGUCAUGGAGAGGCGAUGCAACCGGGUUGUCAAAUGUUCUCAAAGAAGCCUUCGUCAGUUUUGAUGAAGGAUCACGUGAGGGUGUUCGCAAACGACUGAUCCUCUUUGUUACAACCAAAUCAAACUCACAACCACAAGAUAUUCAAGAUGCUGUUAAGAGCCUGACUGAUGCUGGUGUUGACGUCACUGUAGUUGCUAUUGGUAACAAUGUUAUAAACGCCAUACCAGAAUUAGAAACUGUGACGCACAGGGAUAAGAUUCUGGUUGUUGAUCCAAGUGACUCACCCGAGAAGUCUGUUCCAAGUAUAACCGAAAAAAUCAUAAAAGAUCCUUGUAACACUCUCAAGUGCUCGUUCUACUCAAGCUGUGUUCUUACAUCCGCUGACACUGCCACAUGCCGCUGUUCCUCUCCAUCAUCUUCCACCACGCCAAACCUCAAUGAUCGUUACACUCUGUGUGGUAGCGAUGGAAAACUGUAUGUGAACAAAGAGGAAAUGCAGUACGAAUCAUGUCGGAAACAAAAACAAAUCACAGUGCAAGAAUUUAAGAAUUGUGAUCGGAGUCCAGAUUUGUUGCCUGUGGAUCUCGCGUUUGCGGUGGAUGGAUCAGACAGUAUGACAACAUCUGAUUUCAAUAAGAUUCGCCAGUUUAUCAAAAACACUAUAAAUCAGUUUCCAGUUUCAGCAAAUGACGUCCACGUAGCGUUGCUAGAGUAUAGCGACAGGAUUGAUCUUAAAUUCGGAUUUUUGUCUCACACGAGUAAACCUGAGUUAUUGAGAGCUGUAGACAGAGUGACACCAUCCGGCGGGCGUGGUAUUCUUACCGAUCAAGUUCUAGCAGAAGCUAACCAGUUAUUUUCACCUGAAGCUGGAUCUCGUCCAGGUGUUCCAAAAAUAUUAGUGGUUAUAACUGACGAUGAAUCAUCUGGGACCCGGCCUUUGAGUCGCGUUGCUGAGCCUCUGAAGGAAGCUGGAGUGGAGGUAAUAGUGGUCGGUAUGGGAUCCAGGGUAAACCCCGGCCAGUGGAGAGGCGUGGUGCCGUCUGAGGGUAACGUGAUCAAAGUGGAUGGACCGGGUCGAAUUGGUGGUGUUGUUGAUGAUAUUGGAAAGAAAAUAAAACGUGUUGCUGAGUCUAAAAUCAUCGUCGAAAAAGAAGUUAUAUUUGUUAUUGGAUCAAGUACCGCUCAAAUAUUUGAUAAGUCCUUACAAAUUGUCAAUAAGAUUAUCGACAAGGAGAGUUUGCCACGAGUGCGUUAUGGAGUGGUGUUAUUUGACGAAGACGCUUACACAGUUGUCAGUCUGGAUGAGUUCCCCAACAAAUCAACCUUAAUGGGAUUCGUUUCUCAGAUUACGAGACCGCAAGCUGGAAGAAAUUACGAGAAGGGAAUACUCAGGGCCUCAGAAAUGUUCAUUGAGCAAGGGAAACCUAAUGCUGAACGUACUAUAAUGCUUCUCACCGAUAGUAGAUCUAAUGCCAGCCCGAAGGAGAUGGAAGAUAUUAAAAAUCAACUGUUGAGGACGAGGACUAGAUUGAUAGCGGUGGAUAUUGAUGGUGUUGGAGGUAAUCUAAGGAACGUUGCACCAAUGUCAAGACAUUUCCGUGUGUCCGAGAGUAAUCCUGAUCUAAAAAUUAGUGACGAUGUCACCAACGUUUUUGUUAAAGAUCCCUGUUUCUUGGAAAAGUGUGACUUCUUUGGUGCAUGUUUGGCAAACCCUGAUGGAACAACUCAAUGUACAUGCCAAAAAGAAUGUACGACAACUCAGAAGUCUGGUUUUGUCUGUGGAAGUGAUAAUAAAAUCUACGAGAAUGAAUGUGCGCUCAGGAAAUACGUCUGUGCGAAGAAGUUAAAUGUGACUAUAAAAAACCACGGAGUUUGCUUGUAUGAAAAAAUCGCUGAUGUCUUAGUUCUUUUGGAUGGAUCUGCAAGUGUUAAAGAACAUGAUUUCAAACAAGUCAAAGAUUUUGUUAAAACUUUGGUGGACUCCUACGAGAUCUCUGAGAAUGGCAUUCGUUUCUCAGUGAUUGAAUAUAGUGAUGAAGCAAAAGUUGUUAUUCCACUCAACCGAUUUUACAAUGCCGUGCAACUGAAAGACGCAAUUGAUCAAAUCCAGGCCUCUGGUGGAACAUCACAGAUUGGCAAUGCACUGGAAGCAGCUCGACGAGAAGGAUUUAGUUUGGAGAACGGAGCAAGACCUGGAGCUCCUAAGACAAUCAUUCUUAUAACUGAUGGAAGAUCAACUGGAGAAACAUCCGUUGAAGAUGCCGUGUUACCUUUAAGACAGAGUGGUAUUGUGGUUCAUGUUGUUUCCAUUGGCAACGAGGCCAAAGAUCCCCAGGUGACGUCAGCAGCUACCAGGGAUGAUUACGUACAUCCGAUUGACAAACCUGAUGACAUCACUUCCAUUGUUCCUGGCCUUGUUCAGAAGAUAAACGAGAACUUGGAUAAAGCAAAACACCAACAAACUGAUAUGAUUUUCGCUUUUGGUUCUGACGGCUCUUAUUCGAUAUUUAACGUUCAAAAGAAGAUUGCAAAGGAAAUAAUCGACUCCCACCAGGACAAAGAUGUUAAGUAUAGUGUCAUUAAGUACGGACGGAUUGCUCAGAUUGUUUUACCUUUCAGAGAUGUGAGUAGUACAUCAAUGCUGAAACAAUUCAUUCACAUUAUGCCCUGGGAGAGCGCUGGUUUAGCUGUGGAUGAUGCAAUCAAGAAAACCCUUGAGAAUUUCGAGAAAAAUGGUCGCCGCCAAGCACGGCGAGUUUUGGUGUUAUUUGUGAGUGGAAGAGCAGAAACGGAUGAGCGACAAUCAAACGAACUCAAGAAAUCUCUUGCUGAAGCCGGUGUUAAUACUGUUGUGAUUGCUUUGAAUGUUAAUAACGAAGAAAACAUAAAGCGUAUUAUCCCUGCGGGUAAAUCUAUUGUCACUACUGAUCCUGAUGCAAACACGAAGGACGUUCUUCCUAAUGUAAUCAGCGGUAUAACCCAAGAUCCUUGCAGCUCCGCCGAUUGUCAUACGCUUGCAAAGUGUGUUUAUAAAGCAUCAGGAGAACCAAUGUGUGAAUGUCCCAAAGAAUCUUCGUGUCCCGAAACGAAGUACACUGUCUGUGGUUCUGACGACAAGUCGUACAAAAAUCCAUGUGUGAUGAAAGCAAUUGCUUGCAAGGAGAAAAAAGACAUUCAAGUAAAGCAGUUUGGGCCUUGUGAACCUAUCGUGGCAUUGGACAUCAUAUAUGCCUUAGACGGCUCCGUUGGUAUACGCGAGAAAGAUUUUGAAAAGAUGAAGGACUUCGUUAAGCACAGUGCAAGAGAAUACCCAAUUUCUGAAAAGGGUCCACAUAUUGGAGUGAUUGAAUUCAGUGAUAGAGCAGACUUGAAAAUUAAACUAUCGGAUCACAAUGAUGUUAGCUCUUUCAUCGAUGAAUUAUCUAGUAUUAAGCAAUCUUCUGGUCAGAAUACAGUAACGGAUGAAGUGCUACGAAUGGCAGCCAGCGAAGCAUUUAAGUCCACGUCGGGUGGUCGACCGACGGCGCAUAAAAGAUUGGUGAUUCUUACCGGAAGUAAAUCCACCGGGUCAGAACCACUUCAAGAAGCAGUCAUACCGGUUAUCACUAAUGGUAUUCAAGUUUAUGUUGUUGCUGUGGGUAGCGGAGUUGAUCAAAAAGAGUUGGAAGGCAUCGUGGGGCCGAAAGAUGAUCGGUUGUUCAAUAUUCCUGGUGCGAAUCAAUUGGGUCCAUUGGUAAAGAGAAUUAAAGACAAGCUAACGAACGAAGCUACACGAGCUGAACGAGAUAGCAAGUUGGACAUUGUUUUUGUUCUUGGCGCACGCAACCCACGAGCAUCUCUUGACUAUGACACGAUGAAAAAGUUCACACAAGAAAUUCUUAAGCAACCAAGACCAGACAACACCCGAUAUGGCUUCGUGACUUAUGAUGAUAACGCACAAACGAGACUCACCUUAGAUGUACCUAAGCAAAUCUUGAAGCAACUUCUAGACAUCAUCCCCUGGCUGGGAGAAGGCACGAGGAUAGAUAAGGGAGUCGAAAUGGGAAUGAAGAUAUUUAACCAACCAAGUCGUCCUGACGCUGAAAAAGUCCUUGUUGUGUUCACAAACGAUAAGACAAGCUCGUCAAAUCAAGCUCUGGAUGACGUAAGAAGAAAAGCCGACGAAGUAGGAAUCAAGAUAGUUCUUAUCGCGUUGGGAUCACGUGUUGAUCCUACGCAGAUUAGAAGAUUGGUUCCAAAUAAUGAAGAUGUCAUACUUGUUGAUGUCAUUGGAGACGACGAUGAAAUCAAACGUAAAGUUAAGGAAACGGCUGACACGAUUACGGAAGCAUCAAAGAAAGUACCAUCACCCUGUGAGAAACUAGAUUGCCAUGUUUAUGCUCGCUGCGUAAACGGACGGACUGUUACCUGUCAGUGCCCUCCAAAAUCUGAAUGUGCAAGCACUUCUGAGUCGAUAUGUGGCAGUGAUGGAAAGAAAUACGACAGCAUUUGCAUCAUGCAAGCAGACAGCUGCGAGAGGCGUAUCAUUGUUACUAUGGCUCAACCUGGAAUAUGUGAUGGAGUUAGACCGGUUAUUUCUUUCACAACUCCCCCGGAAUGGACAGGCAAGUCAGCAACAAUUCAAUGGAGAUCGUCUGUUCCCGCAUAUUUCAAGUGUUCGCUUGAUAAUAAGCCGUAUAGCUCGUGUGGAGGACCAAGUAUGACAGGUCAAUGGAUUGGAAGCAAUUUACUUGAGGGUCCACAUACAUUGGACGUCAAAGCUAACGAUGUUGAUGGAAAUGAAGAAGGACCAAUUAGACAUUCUUGGAAUGUUGAUUCUAUUCUACCCAUUAUCCGUUUUGAUGAUGCACCUUCAGUAACAAAUAACUAUCCACGAUUUACAUGGAGCUCAUCUGAGCCAGCUGUGUUUGAGUGCUCGUUCAAUGGAGGAAGAUAUGAGACCUGUGGGAACGGAGUGGAGGGUGUUUGGAGUAAAAAUAAUGUUCGUGAUGGUCGCCAUGCUCUUCGUGUCAGAGGUAGAGAUUCUGCUGGAAAUUUGGGCAGACCAACUGAACAUUCUUGGACUGUUGAAACGGGUCCGGUUACAAUAACAUUCAUACAAGCUCCUAGAAGAUUCAACGUAGCAGCACCCGAAAUAAAAUGGAGGGCUACAGUGAGUAUGACGUUUGAAUGUUCAUUGGACAACGAAAAUUACAGAUCGUGUGGUGAAGGAACAACUGGGCAAUGGGUUGGAAACAAUGUUCCAGAUGGAUCACACAGUUUCAGAGUGAAAGGAACUGACAGUGUAGGUAAUGUGGUAGAAGCUGAGGUUACAGGAUGGAUAGUCGAUACUGUGGUUCCAAUUAUCACAUUCACUAAUCCUCCGGGGAAAACAAACGGUUCACCAACAAUUACCUGGCGUUCAUCAGAACAAGCUGACUUUAAUUGCUCACUGGACAGAGGACCAUAUGUAACUUGUGGUAAAGGUAUAUCUGGACAAUGGAGUGAAAAUAAUAUGCGCGAUGGUAGUCAUCGUCUGUCUGUCAACGCAAGAGAUGCUGCUGGUAACGUCGGAAGAAAUACCCACACUUGGAUCGUUGAUACGAUUCUUCCAGUCAUCACAUUCAACAAUCCACCAGCAAAAACGAACCGUUUUCCUCAGUUUACUUGGAAGUCAUCGGAACAGGCUGACUUUGAAUGUUCGCUGAACAAUGGACCAUAUGAAAAUUGUGGUCGUGGAACAGAAGGAACGUGGAGUAAAAAUAAUCUUCCUAGUGGUCGUCGUUAUGUUCUCUCUGUCAGAGGGAAAGACACUGUUAAUAACGUAGGAAGACCAACCACUCAUUCUUGGAUUGUUGAUGGGGAUGCUCCUGUUAUCACCCUCAACCCACCCCGAAAAAUAAAUGGAUUCACUGAGUUUAGCUGGAGGUCAUCAGAACAAGCUAAGUUUAAAUGCUCCGUUGAUAAUGGACCAUAUGAAGAAUGCGGUCGUGGGAUAACUGGACGAUGGCUUCGAAACAACAUUCGUGGCAGUCCUUAUACAUUCUCUGUCAGAGGCGAAGAUAGUGUUGGCAAUUUGGGAAGACCUGCAAAGAUUGUUGAAACAAUACCACUGCAAAUAAACUUCACUCUAGCACCAAACAUUGUCAAAAGUUCGCCUGUCUUUGAAUGGAUUUCAUCAACCACUAUGACGUUUGAAUGUUCAUUGGACAACGAAAAUUACAGAUCGUGUGGUGACGGAAAAACUGGACAAUGGGUUGGAAACAAUGUUCCAGAUGGAUCACACAGUUUCAGAGUGAAAGGAACUGACAGUGUAGGUAAUGUGGUAGAAGCUGAGGUCAGAGGAUGGAUAGUUGAUACUGUGGUUCCAACUAUCACAUUCACUCAUGCUCCGGCAAAAACAAACGGUUCACCAAUGAUCACCUGGCGUUCAUCAGAACCAGCUGACUUUAGUUGCUCACUGGACAGAGGACCAUAUGUGCCUUGUGGUAAAGGAAUAUCUGGACAAUGGAGGGAAAAUAAUAUGCGCGAUGGUAGUCAUCGUCUGUCUGUAAAAGGAGAAGAUGCUGCUGGUAACGUUGCAAGCAAUACCCAUACUUGGAUUGUUGAAACGGGUCCGGUUACCAUAACAUUCAUACAAGCUCCUAGUAGAUUCAACGUAGCGCCCGAAAUAAAAUGGAUUUCAUCAACCACUAUGACGUUUGAAUGUUCAUUGGACAACGAAAAUUACAGAUCGUGUGGGGAAGGAAGAACUGGGCAAUGGGUUGGGAACAAUGUUCCAGAUGGAUCACAUAGUUUCAGAGUGAAAGGAACUGACAGUGUAGGUAAUGUGGUAGAAGCUGAGGUUACAGGAUGGAUAGUCGAUACUGUGGUUCCAAUUAUCACAUUCACUAAUCCUCCGGCGAAAACAAACGGUUCACCAACAAUUACCUGGCGUUCAUCAGAACAAGCUGACUUUAAUUGCUCACUGGACAGAGGACCGUAUGUGACUUGUGGUAAAGGAAUAUCUGGACAAUGGAGUGAAAAUAAUAUGCGCGAUGGUAGUCAUCGUCUGUCUGUCAACGCAAGAGAUGCUGCUGGUAACGUUGGAAGAAAUGACCACGCUUGGACUGUUGAUACAAUUCCUCCAGUCAUCACAUUCAACAAUCCACCAGCAAAAACCAAUCGUUUUCCUCAAUUGACUUGGGACUCAACGGAACAAGCUUACUUUGAAUGUUCGCUAAACAGUGGACCAUAUGAAAAUUGUGGUAGUGGAACAGAAGGAACAUGGAGUAAAAAUAAUCUUCGUAGUGGUCCUUAUGUUCUUUCUGUCAGAGGGAAAGACACUGUUAAUAACAUGGGAAGACCAACCACUCAUUCUUGGAUUGUUGAUGGAGAUGCCCCAGUUAUUACAUUUACUAAUCCACCUCAAGAAACGAAUGGUUCACCUCAGUUGAAUUGGAGGUCGUCAGAGCAAGCAGAAUUUACAUGCUCUUUUGACAAUGGACCAUAUGAACCUUGUGGUAGUGGAACAGAAGGAACGUGGAGUAAAAAUAAUCUUCGUAGUGGUCGUUAUGUUCUCUCUGUCACAGGGAAAGACACUGUUAAUAACGUGGGAAGAGCAACCACUCAUUCUUGGAUUGUUGAUAGAGCCGCACCAGUUAUCACAUUUAUUAAUCAACCUCAAAAAACGAAUGGUUCACCACAGUUCACUUGGAGAUCGUCAGAGCAAGCAGAAUUUACAUGCUCUUUUGACAAUGGAGCAUAUGAACGUUGUGGUAGUGGAACGGAAGGAAUUUGGAGUAAAAAUAAUCUUCGUAGUGGUCGUCAUGUUCUCUCUGUCAGAGGGAAAGACACUGUUAAUAACGUAGGAAGACCAACCACUCAUUCUUGGAUUGUUGAUGGAGAUGCCCCGGUUAUCAGAUUUAUUGAUCCACCUCAAAAAACGAAUGGUUCACCACACUUCACUUGGAGAUCGUCAGAGCAAGCAGAAUUUACAUGCUCUUUUGACAAUGGACCAUAUGAACCUUGUGGUAGUGGAACAGAAGGAACGUGGAGUAAAAAUAAUCUUCGUAGUGGUCGUUAUGUUCUCUCUGUCAGAGGGAAAGACACUGUUAAUAACGUGGGAAGAGCAACCACUCAUUCUUGGAUUGUUGAUAGAGCCGCACCAGUUAUCACAUUUAUUAAUCAACCUCAAAAAACGAAUGGUUCACCACAGUUCACUUGGAGAUCGUCAGAGCAAGCAGAAUUUACAUGCUCUUUUGACAAUGGAGCAUAUGAACGUUGUGGUAGUGGAACGGAAGGAAUUUGGAGUAAAAAUAAUCUUCGUAGUGGUCGUCAUGUUCUCUCUGUCAGAGGGAAAGACACUGUUAAUAACGUAGGAAGACCAACCACUCAUUCUUGGAUUGUUGAUGGAGAUGCCCCAGUUAUCACAUUUAUUAAUCAACCUCAAAAAACGAAUGGUUCACCACAGUUCACUUGGAGAUCGUCGGAACAAGCAGAAUUUACAUGCUCUUUUAACAAUGGACCAUAUGAACCUUGUGGUAGUGGAACAGAAGGAACGUGGAGUAAAAAUAAUCUUCGUAGUGGUCGUUAUAUUCUCUCUGUCAGAGGAAAAGACAGUGUCGGUAAUUUCGGACGUCCUACUGCCCAUUCGUGGAGAGUUGACGCGGUUGCUCCAAUCAUUACAUUUAUUGAUCCCCCUGAAACAACCAGCCGUUCACCCGAGUUUAGCUGGCGAUCUUCGGAACAAGCAACUUUUGAAUGUUCAUUUGAUGGAGGAAGUUAUGAAAAUUGUGGUAGCGGAGCGAGUGGAAAAUGGACACAAGAUAAUAUUCGUGAUGGUAGUCAUUUUCUUAAUGUCAGAGGAACAGAUGUCGUUGGUAACUUGGGAGAAGCAACCACUCAUACUUGGAUUGUUGGGAAGAUAGUUUUCAACAAAGUACCACAACAUUCAAAAAGUGCCCCUGUGUUUGAGUGGAGUGCACCAACGACUAUGUCGUUUGAGUGUUCUUUAGACAACGGGAGUUACAGACCUUGCGGUAGAGGAAGAACCGGGCAAUGGGUUGGAAACAAUGUUCCAGAUGGACAGCAUAGUUUGAGAAUUAAAGCAACUGACAGUGUAGGUAAUGUGGUGGAAACUGAAGUUAAAGGAUGGAUAGUUGAUACUGUGGUUCCAAUUAUCACAUUCACUAAUCCUCCGGCGAAAACAAACGGUUCACCAAUGAUCACCUGGCGUUCAUCAGAACAAGCUGACUUUAAUUGCUCACUGGACAGAGGACCAUAUGUACCUUGUGGUAAAGGAAUAUCUGGACAAUGGAGUGAAAAUAAUAUGCGCGAUGGUAGUCAUCGUCUGUCUGUCAACGCAAGAGAUGCUGCUGGUAACGUUGGAAGAAAUGACCACACUUGGAUUGUUGAUACGAUUCCUCCAGUCAUCACAUUCAACAAUCCACCAGCAAAAACGAACCGUUUUCCUCAGUUUACUUGGAAGUCAUCGGAACAGGGUGACUUUGAAUGUUCGCUGAACAAUGGACCAUAUGAAAAUUGUGGUCGUGGAACAGAAGGAACGUGGAGUAAAAAUAAUCUUCCUAGUGGUCGUCGUUAUGUUCUCUCUGUCAGAGGGAAAGACACUGUUAAUAACGUAGGAAGACCAACCACUCAUUCGUGGAUUGUUGAUGGAGAUGCCCCAGUUAUCAGAUUUAUUAAUCCACCUCAAGAAACAAAUGGUUCACCACAGUUGAAUUGGAGGUCGUCAGAGCAAGCAGAAUUUACAUGCUCUUUUGACAAUGGAGCAUAUGAACGUUGUGGUAGUGGAACGGAAGGAAUUUGGAGUAAAAAUAAUCUUCGUAGUGGUCGUCAUGUUCUCUCUGUCAGAGGGAAAGACACUGUUAAUAACGUAGGAAGACCAACCACUCAUUCUUGGAUUGUUGAUGGAGAUGCCCCGGUUAUCAGAUUUAUUGAUCCACCUCAAAAAACGAAUGGUUCACCACACUUCACUUGGAGAUCGUCAGAGCAAGCAGAAUUUACAUGCUCUUUUGACAAUGGACCAUAUGAACCUUGUGGUAGUGGAACAGAAGGAACGUGGAGUAAAAAUAAUCUUCGUAGUGGUCGUUAUGUUCUCUCUGUCAAAGGGAAAGACACUGUUAAUAACGUAGGAAGACCAACCACUCAUUCUUGGAUUGUUGAUGGAGAUUCCCCAAUUAUCAGAUUUAUUGAUCCACCUCAAGAAACAAAUGGUUCAUCUCAGUUAAAUUGGAGGUCGUCAGAGCAAGCAGAAUUUACAUGCUCUUUUGACAAUGGACCAUAUGAACCUUGUGGUAGUGGAACAGAAGGAACGUGGAGUAAAAAUAAUCUUCGUAGUGGUCGUUAUGUUCUCUCUGUCAAAGGGAAAGACACUGUUAAUAACGUAGGAAGACCAACCACUCAUUCGUGGAUUGUUGAUGUAGAUGCCCCAGUUAUCACAUUUAUUGAUCCACCUCAAGAAACGAAUGGUUCACCACAGUUCACUUGGAGGUCGUCAGAGCAAGCAGAAUUUACAUGCUCUUUUGACAAUGGACCAUAUGAACGUUGUGGUAGUGGGACGGAAGAAACGUGGAGUAAAAAUAAUGUUCGUGAUGGUUCUCACGUUCUGUCCGUUAGAGGGGAAGACAGUGUUGGUAAUUUGGGACGUCCAACUACCCAUUCGUGGAGAGUCGAAAUCAUCGAGCCUGCCAUCACCUUUAUCCAGCCUUUGGCAGUUACAAAUCACUAUCCAACUGUGAGAUGGAGCUCAACAACCAACAUGUAUUUUCACUGCUCAUUGGACGAAGACACAUACAAGCCGUGUGGUCAAGGACGUUCUGGUCAAUGGACAGGAAUUAAUAUGGCGGAUGGAUCGCACGUAUUGAAGGUUCAGGGAACUGACCGUAAUGGAAACAUUCUUGUUUUUAAAACUCAUACCUGGACUGUCAGUCGAGUCAGUACACCAGCUCUUGACCUUAUAUUCGCACUGGAUGGCUCUAGUAUCUUGUCUUCACAACAGUUUAACAAGCUCAAGGGCAGCAUAAAAAAAAUACUGGAUUCUUACACCAUCUCACGCAUAGCAACAAAUGUUGGUGUGAUUGAAUUUAGUGAUAGGACGAGCGAAGAAAUUCGUCUGACGGACAGUUACGACAGAAAUCUCAUAUACUCCAUGAUUGAUGAUAUCAGGCAAUCCCGAGGCAACCGAAGAGUUCUUGAUGAAGUAAUCAAGAUGACUGCUAACGAGAUGUUCGAGCGAAGUGGAAGAGUUGGAGCCUCGCGUGCUUUAGUCAUACUUUCUUCAGGAAAAUCAACCGGUUCAGAACCACUUACGGAAGCCAUAAAACCACUACAGAAGAAAGGUGUUCGUGUGUAUGUUGUAAGUAUUGGUGACGAGGUCGAUAAGGAUGAACUUAAAAAUGUGGUUCCAACAGAAGACAAUAUCUUCCCAACAACUCCGGAAAAUCCUGAUGAAGUUGUUGAUAAAAUUUCGCAAGUUAUCAAGGAGGAUGUUACAAAGAGACUUUCCAAAAACUUAGUGGAUGUAAUUUUGGUGGUGGGAGCUCUCACACAGCCCUCUUUCGAUAAAGAGAAAGAAGCAAUCCUGGAAAUGGCUCGACAACAACAAAAUACAAACCUUAACUAUAUCUAUGGCGUUAUACAGCAUGGAGACGCCGCUGUUGUUAAGAAAAGUUUGAAAGACAGAAUGAACAAUGAAGAUCUACAAUCAUUUGUUGGGUCAUUGGUCAUGGAAGAACCUGGUCGAGCGUUUCUAGAUGCCAUUCGGAAAGCAAAACUGUCAUUCGAGCAGCACGGUAGGCCUAAGGCGAAAAAGGUUUUGGUUGUGUUCUCAGAUGCAGGAGUCAACAGUUAUCCGGUAAACAUCCUUCAAGAACCCGGUGAGGAAAUCCGCAAAGAUGGUAUUAAAAUUAUUGGAGUCACAGUUGAUGAUUCAGGAGGCGAUCAGAACGAUCGAAUGGAACGAUUAACAGGAAAGAAACCAUUAAAGAUAGAUUCAGUUAGUGAUGAUAAUUCUCCCGAAAACACUGGAAAGAAAGUCGCUGAACAAACUGUAACGGAUCCCUGUUUUGCUAAAGAAUGCAAACCCAAUUCCAAAUGCCAAGAAUACAGUGACGAUUCCACCAUUUGUGUGCCAAUCGACGCUCUGGAGAUUGUAGUUUUAUUAGACGGCUCUAAAUCUGUAAAUGAGGAAGGUUUUGAAGAGUUAAAGGAGUUCGUAAAGAAGACGAUAGACUCGUACGAUGUCUCACCAGAAGGAACACACAUCGCUGUGAUCGAAUUUAGCGACCAAGCAACGGUGACAAUCCCACUUACUGAGUCGUUUAAUCCUGACGUUCUCAAAAGUUUAGUUGACAAAAUAAAACCUUCCAAUGGUGAAGGAAGAAAUGUAGACCGUGCCUUGGAUAUUGCCAGAGUUGAAGUAUUGUCACCUAAAGGUGGAGUUCGUCCAGAUAUUCCCCGAGCUGUUGUGUUGGUUACCGCAGGGAAAUCAACAGGACGUGUCUCAGUUGAGGAUGCAGCAGAACCGUUGAAAAAAGAUCGAGUAAAUAUCUAUGUUGUUGGUAUUGGAGAUGAUGUUGAUCCGGAGGAGUUAGAAAAGAUUGUUAAAAAUACCAGCAAUAUCCAUCAAGUUGACCAACCGGAAGAUACCCCAGAAAUUGUCAAGAAGAUCGUGGAUAACAUCAAAAAAGAUAAAGAAAAUGCCGCAAGAGAAGUUACACCAAUGGAUGUUGUUUUUGUUUUGGAUGGAUCUGAGAAUAUUGGCCAAACGGGUUUUGAAGAAAUCAAAGAUUUCGUGAAGCUCACUAUUGAUAAGUAUGCAAUUGGUGAAGGGAAGACUCGUGUUGCAUUGUUAGAAUAUAGUGACACUGCUAGGGUUGUGUUUGACCUUGAAAAGUAUUAUACAAAACCACUUCUAAAGAAAGCCGUUGAUGCAAUCCUCCCUUCUCGUGGUCGAACUACGGACACAACAAAAGCUUUGAAGCUGGCGAACGAUGCGCUUGACAUAAAGAAUGGUGGCAGACCGGGAGCAGCUAAGGUUAUCAUUUUGGCAACGAGCGAAACAGUGAAAGACAGAGAGCGUCUGGAAAGUGUCCUUGAAAAGACAAAGGCAACUAAAGGACGACUUUAUGUUAUUGGUAUUGGAAAUGAAAAUGUGAAUAUCGGGGACGAUGUGGUCAAUGUUGAUGAUCCGAAAGAUAUCAGUGAUGUUGUGGACGAUAUUGUGGAAAAAGUUAACAAGGAUGUGAAGAAAGACACCAAGGGUGAAAAGGCUGAUAUUGUGCUUGUCCUUGGAGCGUCUGAUGAUGAAAAAUUAGAAGAUACCAAAAACCUCGCCAUAAAACUCAUUGACAUGAUUCCAACGAAAGACACGCGAUUUGCUGUAGUGCAAUACGCGUCUUCCGCAAUGAUUAUAUCUGAGUUUUUACAAUCUGAUGAGAAACCCGUUCUUAUUGAGAGAAUUCGAGGAAGAGUUCGGUAUGUCCGAGGCUCUAAUGUUAACAGUGGAAUGUUGCAAGCGAACAGCCUCCUGCAGAACUUCGGGAGAUCAGAUGCAAAACAGAAAAUUGUAUUGUUCACAAGUGGUCCAUCUUCAUCUGGGACUUCGCAACUGAGGAGUAUUGCGGAUUCUCUUCGAGAUAAGAAUGUGAAAGUGGUUGUGGUGACGGUUGGAGACAACGUUGAUCAAAGAGUAGUAAGCACAGCAGGAACCGACAGCGACGUGGUCAAUGUGUUACCUUCUGAUGAUGAAAAUGAUAAAGUCAAAACCGUCACUCAAGUUGUGUUAAAAGAUCCUUGUUUCAUCACGACUUGCAAUUCAUUCGAACAAUGUGUUGCUUUGGCUAACGACAGCACUGUGUGUGAAUGCCGAGAAAGAUGCUCUGACUUAAAAGAAAAGUAUUUCUGUGGUAGCGAUGGCCGUUCGUAUAAAAAUCCUUGCGGCAACCGUUUGGUAAAGUGUCCAACUAUUCCUGGUGUGAACUGGAAACAUUCUGGGAUGUGUGUUUCGGAUUCCGCAGUUGACAUUGCUAUUCUUCUGGAUGGAUCGCAAAGCCUCAGCGAAGAAGAUUUUGAAAAGCUCAAAAACUUCACAAAAACGCUGGUUGACAAGUAUGGCGUUUCGAGGUCUGGACCUCACAUUGCGGUGGUUGAAUUCAGUAAGGAACCUGUCAUUGCUAUCAAACUUGAUGAUUACUCUGACGCAACGAGCUUGAAGAGGGCAAUUGACAACAUCAAACCAUCUGGUAAUGUACAAGUAAAGACAGACGAAGCGCUGAAAACCGUAGUUGACGAAGUCUUCAGUUUAGAAUCAGGUGGACGGCCCUCUGUUCCAAAAAUUGUCAUUCUUGUAACCGAUGAUGAAUCGACGGGAGACCGAUCUUUAGAAGAAGUAAGAAAAGAUGUCCAACGUGAAGGUGCUCGGGUGCUGGUGGUUACUAUUGGACCGAAUGUUGAUAGAGAUGACUUAAAGAAAUUGGUGCCUAAAGAUGAUAAUAUCAUCAGUGUCCCAGAUGUCGAUGAUCUCAAUAAUAUUACAUCACAGGUUGUUGAUGUUAUCAAGACGGACACAGAAGAACGCACAGCAAGACGCUCUGCAGAAAUUGCAUUUGUGAUUGGAGCAGACAACCCAGGUUCAUUUGACCGUGCAAGAGAUGUCGUGAUCUCAAUGAUUGAAUCGCCCAAAGAUGUUGUAACAAGAUAUAGUAUCGUAAAGUAUGGCAAAGAUUCAAAAGUGGUUGUAACUCCUGACGGCUACCAAGAUAAUUUAAAGCUAUUAGACAUUGUUAAAGAUAUGGAAUGGCAGUCUAGAGGGAUUAACAUACUCGGUGCUGUGAAUAAAGUUAGAAAUAUAUUCAAAGAAAGUGGAAAUCCUAAAGCGUUACGAAGAAUGAUAGUGUUCGUGGACAGUAUUGCUGGUUAUAACGAAAUGAAGAAUGUCAAAGAAGACGUCGAGAAAAAAGACGGCAUCAAAAUUGUCACUGUUAUAGGAGAUGAAGCAAGAGAUGAUGUUAUCCCAGAUGAUGUCACCCCAGAUGAUCCAUCCACUGUUAUUGAUGAUCCAAAUACUGAUCUUGGAAACACUACUCUCCCAAUCAGCAAAGUGGUAUAUAAAGAUCCAUGUUUUACAAGUCAUUGUACCGAUAGUCAUAUCUGCGUAGUUUUAUCUGACGAUUCAACAAAAUGCGAACCUCGCGAAGUUCUUGACCUCGUGUUUGCCAUCGACGGUUCUAACAGUUUGACUGACGAUCAGUUCGAUAGUUUAAAGGAAAUAGUCAAACGUACGCUCAAAGAUCACACUAUCUCACGGUUGGACACCCACGUUUCAGUCAUAGAAUACAGCGAUGAACCAGUGGUAUCAUUCUAUCUUAAUGAUUCGUUUGAUGCAAAGAAACUCAAUGCAAUGAUCGACAAAAUAGUUCCUUCGAAAGGUGAAAAUGCCUUGGUUCACAAAGCAAUGCAGAAGGCCGCUAUCGACGUCUUUAGUGUCGGCAAGGGUGGAAGACCUGGAGCAGCAAAAGCUGUUGUCAUAAUAACUGAUGGCGAUUCCAGCAGUCCCAACGAUCUUGACGUAGCUUCAAAAUUGUUGAAAGAUAGUGGAAUUCGAGUAUACGUAGUGACAGUAGGAGAUGAUAAGGGUAAAGAUGGCAUAAAAAAGAUAGUAAAUGUACCUGAGGAUAUAUUUCCACCUGUUUCUCCUUCAGACCUGCCAAUAUCAAAUGUUGGAACCCAUGUUGGUGAAAAGCUCAAGAAUGAUGUAAAGAAAGCGCGCUCAUUCAACCUCCUUGAUGUCGUAUUUGUUCUUGGAUCCAACACUCCGGAAGACUUUGAAAAAGCGAAGAAUAGCAUAUUAUCAAUAGUCGAAACUCAAAGUAACAAUGAUCCAAAUUAUGGCGUCAUUCAAUACGACAAUACUGUUUCCAAGAACAUACCCAUUGACCAAUUCACAAACCUAGACCGAUUUAAAUCUCAAGUUAAGGAGCUAGUGUGGAGAAGCUCUGGGAUCGUAGUGGAAAAUGGGAUUGAUGCUGCUCGAAGCAUGCUACUUGAAGAAGGCAGGCCUUUGGCUAGAAAGCAGAUGGUCGUAUUCACCGAUGGGAACAUACAAUCAAAUUCCUCUGACUUACAAGACAGUGUGGAUGAUGUGUCUGGGAAUAAUAUAAGAAUUUCUACAGUAUUCUUCGGAAAACCAACGGAUCAAACAAAAGUCUCUAUACUUACUCCUAACGACAAAGAUCCAUCUGUUAUCUUACCGAAUGAUGAUGGUGAAAAGGUUGGACCUGAAGUCACUACAAAAGUCUUCAAAGAUCCAUGUAUGUCUAAAGAAUGUGGCAGCGCAAGAAAAUGUUUAGUGACUGGGAAUAAUGAUGCUGUUUGUGUUUCAUCACACGUCCUGGAUCUUGUCUUUGCUUUGGAUGGUUCGGAGAGUUUAACAAAGGAUGAAUUCGAAAACUUGAAAGAGUUCGUCAUCAAAUCAUUGCCUAGCUACAGCAUUUCUCGGGAGAAGACUCGUGUUGGUGUUAUUGAGUAUAGCGAUGAAGUUUCUAUUAAGUUGCCAUUACACCAGUAUUUUACUGUCAAACAAAUUACGGAAGCAAUAAGAGCUAUUGAGCCAUCAAGGGGACAACAAGUUGUGACCGACAAAGCCCUAAAAACAGCUGCAGACGAUGUGUUUAGUAUAACCUCAGGAGGCCGACCAGGUGCUGCGAAAGUUCUUGUGGUGUUAACUGAUGAUGCAUCCACUGGAAAUCAAGCAAUAAGCGAAGCUGUAGUACCUCUAAAGAAGGCAGGCAUACAAAUUCAUAUCGUAGCUAUUGGUAACAGAGUCCCACGAAAGGAACAGGAGGACAUAACCUCCGGAGAUGAAAAUAUUCACGUUGUCCCGAGACCGGACGAAGUGCCGGGAAAAGCUGGUGAUGUUGCGGAUGUUGUUGAUAAAGCUAUCCAAAAUCGAAAUGCUAAGAACCUAAUCGAUAUCGUUUACAUCCUUGGUUCUAAUGGCAACAAAGCUCGAGAGAUUUUCAAUAAAGAGAAAGAUAUCAUAAAUGAAAUGUUGGAAAAAGGAUCAAAUGCGAACAUCAAAUACAGUAUCAUUCAGUACGGUCAAGAGCCUGAAGUCAAGGCACGAUUUUCGUAUUUGUCUCGACCUGAGGACGUAAAGCGUCUUCUUGAGCAGUUAGAGUGGGAAAAUGAGGGUGUAAAUAUCGAUAAAAGUCUUAAGGUUGCCUCAGACCUAAUCAAAUCUGACUCGCGUCGUGAUUCUAAGAAGGUGGUAGUGGUAUUCACGGGAGAAGCAGUUCAACCUACAAGUGAAAAUCUCAGUGACGCAAUUGAAAGUCUUGCACGGGAUGGAGUUAAGAUUAUUCCUGUCGUUGUUGGCAGUUCACCAGAUCCAAGCACGUUUGACAGUUUGAAACCAAAUAUCCAACAACCAAUCACGGGAGGACUUGAUGAAAACCCUAGUAGACCUGCUGAUAAGGUUGGAAAAGGUGUAUUUACAGAUCCAUGCUUUGCGACUGAAUGUGAUGAAAUUAGCGUAUGCCGAAAUGAAAAAUGUGAACCAGUUGAAGUUGUUGAUGUCGUGAUUGCUCUGGAUGGUUCAUCAGACCUGGAUCCAAGUGAUUUUAAAAAACUUAAACAGUUGGCUAAAAACAUCAUUGACAAAUACACAAUCUCUGAACGUGGUACUCAUGUAGGAAUCAUUGAGUACAGCGAUGGUAUUCGUGUUAAAAUACCUCUUGAUGCCACUCACGAUCCGACACAGCUGAAAAGACUUUUAGAUCAUAUAACACCAUCCCAGGGAAUUCAACGAUUCACAGCGAAAGCAUUAUCCAAGGCUGCCAAGCAAGUAUUCCCUGCAUCAUUCGGUGGAAGGCCAGGAGCUCACCGUGUUCUUAUUGUGGUAACCGCUGGACCAAGUUCAGACACUGAGGAUAUUGACAGUUCUAUUGACGAGACGAAAAAAUCUGGAGUUGAUGUGUUUAUCGUAACAGUCAGAGAAGGAGAAGAGGAUGCUGGAAAGAUUGUACCUGAUAGUAAUCUUGUGGUUGUCAAAACUAUUCAUGAUCUACCAUCCGCUGCUGAUGAGCUGGACAAGGUUAUUAAAGAUUCUAUAGACAAAAGAGAAGAACAAGACCUUCUUGAUGUCGUGUUUGUCGUGGGUUCCUCUAACCUUCUAUCCUUCUUGGAGUACAGAGACCUCAUAAUAGCCACCUUGAAAACACCACAGACAAAAGACAAUAGAUACGGUGUCAUAACAUACAGUUCAUCACCCACAGUUUUUCUCAGUUUAGACGACUUUGUCUCAAAACAAGACUUGAUUGACCGCUUAAGAAAUGUACCCUGGCUAGGAGCCGGUUCAGAUCUUGACGGAGCCUUACGAAAAGCCGACGAGGUCUUUAUGAACGAGGGAAGGAUACGAGCUCGUAAAGUUCUAGUUGUUUACGGUGAUGGUCCUUUCACUGAUACUGUGGAUGAAUUAAGAAAUCUAACGGAAUCGCUACAAGAAAAAAAUAUUAAGAUAAUCACUGUGACGAAUACGGAUAACGAUGACAGCAAAAAGAAACUGGAUGAAGUGACGAGCUCUGAUGAAGGGCCUGUUAUAGUUAAUCCUGGAAGACCAGAAGAAUCAAAAGAUACCGUAAAUGAAAAAGUACUGAAAGAUCCUUGCUCUGCUGGAGUUUGUGGAAACAACAUGCGAUGUGUUGCAAGACCAAAUGAUCAAACUACUUGUGCUCGGCAAGACGUUGUGGACAUCGUGUUUGCAUUGGAUGGUUCUCGUCCUCUUACCAGUGAACAAUUCUCGAAACUUAAAGAAGCCAUAUUGAACAUGCUCAAGAGAUACAAAGUUUCAGAGAAGGAUACUCAUGUGGGAAUUAUUGAAUUUAGUUCCUCUGUGAAAAUUGUAUCACGUCUAAAUAAUGAUAACACCAUUGCAAGAAUCAAAGAUAUUCUUUCGGCAUUACAACCAUCCAGAGGUUCUGCAAGAGUCACGGACGAGGCUCUUCAAGUUGCUUCCAAAAAGCUGUUUGAUAUUUCAGCUGGAGGUCGUUCAGGAGCGUCAAAAGUUUUAAUUAUCCUUACCCAUGGUAAAUCGACAGGAGAUAUACCACCAGCUGAAGCAGCCAAGCCCCUCAAGGAACGUGGUGUUAAUGUUUUUGUGGUGAACAUUGGUCCUAAUUCAGAUCCUAAGGAGGCUGGAGAGAUAGCAACGUCUGGUGGACAUGUUAUACCUGUUGAUAAUCCGGACGAGACUCCUGAAGCUAUGGGAAAAGUUGCAGAUAAACUUCAAAAGGACUUAAGCAAAGGAACUAAUCUGGUGGAUGUAGUCUUACUUCUGGGCACAAAUGAAAUGAAUAUACCUCAAGAUGAUGAAAAAUUGAAACAACUUCUUCUAUCUUCCAUCGACCAACCCUCUAGUGCUAAUGUCAGAGUUGCUAUUAUUCGCCCACGAAAUGAUAAAAUGGCGUUCCGAGAAUUCCAAGACUUUAAGGAUACCAUUGAUCUUGUCACCUUCACCAAAACGUUGGAUACAAAGAAACCAGACGAAGCCUCGGUUAUUAUAUUCAAAGAAAAUGGUCGGCCAACCGCCAGGAGACUCAUAAUUCUGUUUGUCAACGGUACAUCGUUGCCCAGCGAGGAAUUGAUCACGCAGUGGAAUAAAACAUUCGUGGAAAAUGAUGUUGUUGUCAUACCUGUUGUGUUUGGUAGUCCUGGUGAUGGUGAUAGACUUUUACCAAUUGCACCUGAUAGUGGUAUCCAUACCUUGGAGCCAGACGACGAUCCAGUGAAGAAGGGAGAACAGAUAGCACAAGAUGUCGUUAAAGAUCCAUGCUUCGCAGUAACGUGUGCUGAUAGUCAACUCUGUAAACAAGGCGUGUGUGUUUCUGUUCCCAUCGUGGAUCUUGUAUUUGCUUUGGAUGGAUCUGAUACUCUCACUUCGCGACAGUUUAAAAAUCUCAAAAAUACAAUAAAGAAAAUCCUUGAUUCUUACGUCAUCUCGCGUUCAGCAACGCACGUUGGUGUGAUUGAGUUUAGUGAUAAGAGCAACGAGAAGAUUCGACUGACAGACAGUUACGACAGGAAUGUCAUAUACUCUAAGAUCGAUGAAAUCGAGCAGUCAAUGGGAAAGCUCAGAGUUACCGACGAAGCGCUCAAGAUGGCCGCUAACAAAAUGUUUAGUGUUGAUUCUGGUGGUAGACCAGGGGCAUCUCGAGCUCUGGUAGUACUUACUGCAGGGGAAUCAACUGGUCAGCAGCCAUUGCCAGAUGCUAUAAAACCGCUUGAAAACCAAGGUGUUCGUGUUUAUGUUGUCAGUGUUGGGGACAAGGUCGAUGAAAAAGAGAUUGAUUCAAUCGUUCCCCCAAAUCAAGUUUUCCCAACAACGCCUGAUAAUCCCCAAGAUGUUGUGUUGAGGAUCGUGAAGACAAUCAACAAGGAUGUAGAUGAUAAAAUUAAAGAAAGCCUCGUCGAUGUCAUUGUGGUUAUUGGAAGCAGUUCUAGCGAAAACUUUAACAAACAAACGGAAACCGUACACGAGGUUAGCAAACAAGAGACGAACUCUGAUGUAAUCUAUGGAGUUAUUCAAUACGGGGAGAAAGCCGAAGUGAAGAAGAGCUUGCAAGAGAAAAUGAAUAAAGAAGCCCUACAACAAUUCCUACCUUCUCUAUCCUGGGAAGAAGCUGGCAAAGCUCUUCUCGAGGGUCUUCAACUGGCCAAUGAAACAUUCGUAAAUUACGGUCGUCCUAAUGCUAGAAGAUUGCUUCUGGUAUUUGCUGAUCAACCUUGGAACGACUCUAUGGCUGUUGAUGAUAUUGGAGAGAAACUACGGAAGGCAGGUGUCAAGAUAGUCCCAGUGUCAGUGGGAAAUAGAAGCGAUGAUAAGAUGUUGAGAGAACUGGCUGGAAAGAAACCUCUGAAGGUUAAUGAAGACAAUGAACCGCGCAGAACGGGAAAGAAAGUCUCCGAAGAAAUAAUGAAAGAUCCAUGCUUCUCGAAAGUUUGUGGAUCAAAUUCACAAUGCAAACUCGAACCGGAUGACUCUGCAAUUUGUGUUCCUGUGGAUACAAUUGAUAUUGGCUUCAUUCUGGACGGUUCUGAAUCGCUUGGAGAGGACGGUUUUGAGGAAGUCAAAAAGUUUGUAAGAGAUAUGAUUGACUCAUACGAGAUUUCAAGCAAAGGAACUCAUGUUGGUAUUGUAGAGUUUAGCGAGAGAGCAAGAGUUGUAAUUCCGUUUGAUAAGACGUUUGACUCAGAAGAACUAAAACGUCUUGUAAAUGAAACGAAACCCUCGAAUGAGAAAGCGAGAAAUGCCGACAUUGCGUUUGAAUUGGCAAAGAAGAAAUUGUUCUCUGAGAAAAGCGGAUCUCGUCCUAGCGUACCUCGUUUGGUGAUCUUUGUAACCUCUGGCAAAUCAACUGGUCGUACGCCAAUGAGGGACGUCGUUGAGCCGUUCAGGAAAACUGGGAUGAGGGUGUAUGUUGUUACUGUUGGAAACCAGACUGAUCCGGAAGAAGUUGCUGACACUGUGUCUGAUGGGAACGGGAUUAUACCAACAGAUGAACCGCAAGAUUUACCUAGCAUGACUUCUACUGUCGUGGACAAGAUUGGCAGUGAUAUUAGGAGAAAUAAGAAGAGAAAGGAAAAGAUUGACAUCAUAAUCGCAUUUGGUUCACAAGGAAAGAAUGCACUGCCUCUGAUGGAAAAAGAAAAGUCCAUUGCCACUGCUAAGAUCGAUUCUAUUGAAGAUUCAAGUGAUAUAAGAUAUGGUUUGAUAAAUUAUGCUGACUUUGCAGGCAUUUAUUCAAAACUUGGAGAAUUCAAAACGCCUGUUGAAACAAAAGAUGCAAUAAGGAACAUGCCAUGGGCGGGUGAUGGAACUGCUCUUAAUGACGCCAUAUCACGAGCUACCAACGAAUUCCGGGAAAACGGAAGACCUGAGGCAUACAAAAUAUUCAUUGUUUUUGUUACUGGUCCAGCAGUUGCAAGUCCUGAAAAAUUGAACAUGUCUGCUCAAGAAUUGUUCGAUCUCAAUGUUCGUGUAAUACCAGUCUUGCUGGGCGAUGAUAGUGACGAGGAACAAGUCAAGAAUAUUGUAUUAGAUCCAAAAGAUAUUGUCACGUCUCCAGAAGAAGACGAGCCUACUUCUGUUGCAAAAGAUAUUGAUGAUAUCAUUGCACAAGAUCCAUGUGACACUGUAAGCUGCAAGUAUUACAGUACCUGUCGUCUCGGUCCAAAUCAUGCCGCGAACUGCGUUUGCCAGAAAUCAUGUUCCGAGAGCAAGGAACCUGUGUGCGGAAGUGACGGGAAAACUUACAACAAUGAUUGCCUCAUGAAACAGAACUCGUGUAAUAAACGUGUGGAUAUUCGUCUAACUGUUAGAGCUCCUUGUGCAUCAGUUCUUGACCUAGUCUUCGCCAUCGACGGCUCGGACAGUCUCCUACCAGAACAGUUUAACCACUUAAAGCAAAUGAUCAAAGAAAUGAUUGACGAAUAUACUAUUUCUUCAGAUGCAACCCGAGUUGGUGUUUUAGAGUACAGUGAUGAAGUUAGUGUUGAAAUAAACCUGGGCGACUACAACAAAGCGUGGAAACUCAAAGAUGCUGUGGAUAAAAUAGAGCCUUCUAAUAACAAGGGUGCUGUGACAGAUGAAGUACUACGAAAGGCGGCUGAGGAAGUCUUCAAUCCAGAGAAAGGGGGUAGGGCUGGUUCCUCAAAGGCCUUAAUCAUAGUCACGGAUGAUAAAUCUAGUGGUAAAGUGCCUGUUAAAGAAGCGGCUAAGCCAUUACAUGAUAAAGGAGUCAGAAUUUAUGUCAUAAACAUCCGACCAAAGCCAGAUGAAGAAGAAACCAAAGACAUAGUACCUGAUGAAAACAACAUCAUGACACCAAAAACUACUGAUGAUGUUCCAUCACUUGUACCUGGGUUAGUUAAAAAGAUAACAGAUGACGUGAAUGACCGGCUUGGGAAGAAAUUGCUUGAUGUGAUAUUUGUGCUUGGAUCGAGCGGUCUACGUGGUAGUGAUGACUUAGAAACGCAAAAGAUGGCGGUAAAGAAUUUCAUAAAUACCCAAAAGAUUGCGGAUGUAAUUUAUGGUAUUAUUUACUACGGUAAAACACCCGUGGUUCUUCUUCCACUAACGGGUAGAUCCCGUGAUCCCGAACUCAAUGACAUUCUAACGAGAAUUACUUGGAAAGAUGAAGGCGAGAGCUUGCCAGAAGCACUGGAAAAGGCCAAUGAUAUGUUUAAGAAGGAAGGCCGACCUCUCUCAAGGAAGGUCUUGGUCUUCUUUACAAAUGAAAAUCCGCAGCGUCCUUUGCACAACUCCUCGAUAGUUUUAAAAGACAACGAUGUUAAAGUGAUUCCUGUUGCCGUCGGUAAUGCAGUUGAUCCUGAUAGUCUGAGGAAAGCCAGUCCAAAGGAUGUGGUGGUUGUUGUAAAUACAGGAGGAAAGCCCGAAGAAGGAAAACCAACUAUCGAGGAAGAAGCUUUAAAUGAUCCAUGCUUUAACAAGAAUUGUGAGCUGUACGAAAGUUGUGUUGUUAAAGCUGACGAUACGACAAUAUGUGAUGCAAUUCCAGUUCUCGACCUGGUCUUUGCUUUGGAUGGAUCUGAUAGUUUAACGGAAGAACAAUUUACCCAGAUGAAAGAACUUGUGGAGAAUAUGAUAAAGAAAUAUCCAGUAUCGAAGCAUGGCACACACCUAGCAAUCUUAGAAUACAGCACAGGUGUAACAGUGCACGUUCCCCUCGACUCCGGCUUUGAACAAAGUGAACUGUUAGAUGCUUUACAAAACCUCCAGCCUUCGCGAGGAUCCAGAGUCAACGUUGAAAAACUGCUGAAGGUUGUAUCGACUGUAUUCAGUUUCAAAAAUGGUGGUAGACCUUCAGCUCUCAGGAUGUUGGUUCUGUUAACCGAUGAGAAACCAAAUAAGGACUUAACCGAAGUGGCUAAACCGUUAAAGCAAUCUGGAGUUAGAGUGUAUGUCGUUACUGUGGGUGAUAACGUUUCUCCCGAUGAUUACGUUGAUGUUACACCAGGAGACUCCACAACGUAUCCAGCAAACUCAACGGAUGAAGUACCAAGCUUAUCAGGAAGAAUUGAGACUGACAUUACUAAAGUUGCUAGAGAAGUUCGUGACAGAAGUAAAAUUGAUGUGAUUUUCGUGAUGGGUAGCUCAGAACCGGAUGCUCAGAAUGCAUUCAAUGAACAAAAAGAUAUUGUCAAUAAGAUCAUCAGAGAUAAUGAACCGAAGGACGUCAAGUAUUCCCUUAUUCAAUACGAAAGCGAGGGAAGGAAACUUUCAGGAUUUAACGAUUUUACAGACGUCUCGAAAUUCAAGAGGUUUGUUGAGAUUUUGACUUGGAAAGGUGAUGCUGUUGGUCUUGAAGAUGCCCUAAAGAAAGCGAAUAGUUUGUUUAAGAAUGAAGGGCGACCAUUCUCAAAACGAGUGUUGGUAGUGUUCACAGAUGGUCGUGUUGAUAGCUCGUCAGCUGCGCUUGAAAAAGUGGUGGAACCCCUGAAAGAUAAGAAUGUUAAGAUUAUCCCAGUUGUGUUGAAAGAACCUGUUGAUGAAUCAAUUGUUAAAAUUCUGCUUCCCAAAGGCAAGGAGCCUGUAAGCAAAUCCAACGACACAGACGACAAUGUAAAAGAGGAAAUGUAUAAAGAUCCAUGUUUUACCAAAUUAUGUCAAAGCAAUCAAAGAUGUGUUGUUUUAUCAACUGAUGAGACACAAUGUGUUCCGGUUGAAGAGAUUGACUUGGUUUUUGCUAUACAUGGUUCUUCUCCUCUAAAGCAAGAUGGUUUUGAAGAUGUGAAGAUGUUGAUUAAAAACAUCAUUGAUUACUAUGAUAUAUCCGAACCUGGUACUCAUGUCUCUAUUCUUGAGUACAGCAAGAAACCUGUUGUCUUGUUUAAGUUUGACAAAACAUAUGAAGUGGAAGAAUUGAAGAAGCUGGUGGACAAGAUGAAACCUUCUGGUGCGGCUGAAACUGUUACAGGGGAUGCAAUUGAGAAAGCUGGAAAAGAACUUUUUGGUGUUAAGAAUGGUGGUCGGCCGUCAGCCAGUAAAGUUUUGGUAAUUAUAACCGAUAGUUCAUCUACAAGUGGGACGCCACCAAGUGAAGCAAUUAAACCAUUGAAAGAAGCUGGUGUGAUCACGUAUGUUAUCAAUAUUGGUGGUAAACCUAGUUCGAAAGAAGCUGAAGAAAUAACUGAACCUGGUAAUGUCAUCACUCCAGAGGAUAAAGAGAGCAUUCCUGAUGAGGCAACGAAGAUUGUGAAGAAAAUUAACAAGAAGAUUGAUGACAAACGGAAAGAGCCUAACGAGAUUGAUAUUGUAUUCCUAAUUGGGGCAAGCAAUCCUGGUGGAACGCGCCAUAUUGUGAACGAAAAGCGACUGAUUGAGGAGAUUGUCCAAAGAAACAGCACGCCAACAACAAGGUUUGCAAUCGUCCAGUACGAAAACACCGCAACAAUUCGACGGUCGCUGAAUGAUUACACCAACACUGAGACAUUCAUCCAUAUCCUGAACACGCUUGAUUGGAGAGGAGACGCCACUAAUCUGGAAUCUGGGCUUGCAAAAGUGAAGAUCCUGUUCGAGAAGGAAGGAAAACCAAACGCAAGAAAAAUCUUAGUUGUUUUAUCUGACGGAAAAUUGCCAGUCGAUGUCAAGGAUAUUGCAGGUUUAAAAAAGCCUUUAGAGGAACAAGAUGUAAAGAUAAUAUCAGUUACGGUUGGUGAUAAUGUUGAUGAAGAUAAGUUUAAUGAACUUUCGAGUAAAAACAAAACGAUCCAACACGAUGAUGAACGAAAAUCCAAGGAUACUGCUGAUAGAAUAGACGAGGAGAUUUUGAAAGAUCCAUGCAAUUCUAAACAAUGUGACGAAAAAGAACGCUGCGAGGUGAAAUUUGACGAUACAACGUCUUGUGCUCCUCGCGAAUUCCUAGACAUUGUGUUUGCCAUGGACGGUUCCAACAGUUUGACCAUUGAACAGUUUAACAAUCUUAAAACUUACGUGAAAGAAACCAUCAAGAAGUUUUCAGUAUCAAAAGACGAAACUCAUGUUGGAUUGAUAGAAUACAGUGAUACAGUCAAAGUUUUAUUGAAACUAAAUGAGAUCUUUGAUAAAGAUUCGUUGAAUGCCCUUGUUGACAGGAUCACGCCAUCCCGUGGGUCGAGAGCAGUCACUGAUAAAGUUUUGGCGGAUGCAGCAGAUGUGAUCUUUAGUGUAAACAAAGGUGGAAGACCUGGGGCUAGUAAAAUCUUGAUUAUACUGACUGAUGAGAGUGUACCAGGUAAAAAGCCUGCUAAAAAGCUGGUGGAACCACUGAAAAAAUCUGGAGUUCGUGUCUACGUGGUUACAACUGGAGAUAAAACAAGCAGUGAUGAAUAUGAAGAUGUCGUUCCGAAUGAGGAGAACGCAAAGCAUGUUCCAGAUACAAACGAUCUUCCCAAUCUCGCACCGUCCAUUGUAGAAAACAUCAAGAAAUAUAUCAAAAAACGAAAACCUCACGACAUGUUAGAUAUUGUGUUUGUACUUGGAUCAAGACCACCAAAUGCAUCCGAGAUAUUUAAAGAACAACAGAACAUUGCGGAUGCGAUGAUAAAUGAGCCAAAGACGGCUGAUACAUCAUACUCUAUAGUUCAAUACGGUAAGACAGCUGUACUACGGGCUCGUUUUGACACAUCGCGUUCAGAUGAAGAUACUGUAACACUCCUGAAAUCGUUGCGCUGGUUUGAAGAUGGAACUGCUCUUGAGGAAGGAAUUAAAGCUGCGGGUGACGCUCACGAUCAAGAUGGACGUAUUAAUGCCAGGAAAGUUGUCGUGGUGUUUUCAAAUGGCCCCGUUGCGCCAUCAGAAAUAAAACUAAAGGAUGUGUUGGAUCCUUUAGAAGAGAAGGGCAUCAAAGUGAUUUCUGUAGUACUAGGUGAUAUCGUGGAUCCAAAACUGAACAUAAUUGAAAAGGUUAUCAAACCUCAGGAAGACGAAGAGGAUCCUAACGGACCUGUCAAAGAGCAAGCAUUCAAAGAUCCAUGCUCUGCUGAGGAAUGUACACCGAGUGAAAGAUGUCAUGUGAAUUAUGGCGAUAAAGCAUUAUGCGUUCCAGCCGAGGUUGUUGAUCUGGUGAUUGCAUUGGAUGGUUCGGAAACUUUAAAACAAUAUGGAUUUGACAAGAUAAAAGAGCUUGCGAAGAACGUCCUGAAACGAUUUAUGAUCUCGAAGCGCGCAACACAUGUUGGACUUCUAGAAUUCAGCAAUGAAGUCACUCGUGUGCUACGUCUGAAUGAGCUUUAUGAUGUAAAUGAAAUUAAAGGUGUUAUAGACCGCAUUAGUCCUUCCGGUGGUGAUGGAACAGCAACGGAUGAACUGCUCAAAGAAGCAGCCAAUGAAAUGUUUGCAGUGCCUUCGGGUGGCCGAGCUGAUGCAGAGAAGGUUUUGAUAUUGAUCACAGACAGUAAGUCAACUGGAAAAGACUCACUCAAGGUUGCCGUGAAACCUGUUCACGAGAAAGGAGUUCUGGUGUAUGUUGUGGAUAUAGGAGACAAAACAGAUCCUAAAGAGCUUCGUGACCUCACACCCAGUGAGAGAGAGGUGAAGAAAGUGAAAAAUCCGGAUGAUGCGCCUAAAAUCUCAGAUGAUAUUGUCGAUGAUAUUCAAAGGGCUCUGAAAGAAAGAGUUAAUGAAAAAACGAAAGACGUUGUGUUCUUGGUUGGCGGCAGUUCAGUCUAUCAUUACAACACAGCAAUGGAACUUCUACCGAAAAUUGUUCAAGGACAACAAUCUUCAGAUACAUUGUUUGCAUUAAUCAGAUAUGCCAGCGUAGCAAGUCUUGAAGUUCCUUUCCAAACGAAAGAUAACUUUACAAGAAAUAUUGCUGAUAUUUACUGGACUGGAAAGGGAGAAACCUUGAAGGAUGGCUUAGAUUUAGUAUCCACUGUCUUCGUUGAAUAUGGUCGUCUUGAUUCAGAGAGGGUUCUUGUUGUAUUUGCUAGUAAUAAUGAUGAAACUCCAUCUAGUGAACUUAUCAAAAGCAAUGUGAAUUUAACGAAGAAUGGGAUCAAGGUUGUUCCAGUUGUGAUUGGUGAACCAGGUAAAGACAAUAAACUGACGGACAUUCAUCCGAAGAAAAAAAUGCCGUUGGUUAUUAAACCAGGAGAUGAUCCAAAAGACGGUUCAGAUAAAAUUAGUGAAGUUGUCUUUAAAGAUCCAUGCUUUGCGAAGAAAUGCGAAAACAAUGCAAAAUGUAAACCAUUACCAGAUGAUCAAACUGUUUGCAUUCCCCAAGAGGCUGUUGACGUGGUGUUUGCUAUAGAUGGCUCUGAAUCUUUGAAGAACGAUUUUGAUUACAUAAAAAAACUGGUGGUGAGAAUGCUCGACCGUUACAAGAUUUCACCAGAUGACUCUCAUGUUGGCGUUCUCGAGUUCAGCGAUUCAACAACCACAGAAAUACGUCUGGAUGCGGCAUAUGAUGUGGCAACCUUGAAGAAAAUUGUCUCUGAAAUUAGACCUUCAGAGGGUGAGAAUGUUAAUAUCGACAAAGCUCUUCAUGAGGCGAGGAGGAUGUUUACAGUAAAAUACGGUGGCAGAGCUGGUUAUCCAAAAAUAUUACUUCUCAUUACUGGAUCUAAGUCAGAUGGAACGGAGUCUUUGAAAGAAGCAGUUCAACUUUUGAAACAAGAAGGAAUACAGUUGGUAGUUAUUGCUGUGGGAAAUAACACCGAUCCCGAACUACCUGCAGUUACACCACAUGUUGACAAGGUCGAUGAUCCGGAAGACUUACCAGAGAAGGCUGACGAUCUAGUCGAUAAGAUCAAUAAUGAAGUGGAAGAAGAACAAAAGAAAAAGAAGAAUGUCUUGGUGGAUGUCAUCUUCGCUCUUGGCUCGAUGGGCAAGGAUGCCGAGUUACUCUUUGAACGUCAAAAAAAAAUAACAUCGAGUAAGAUUGACAAACAAACGUUCCCUGAUACCAAAUAUGGUCUUAUUGUCUACGGUGAUAGCGCGAAAACGCAGCUGACGAUCAAUAAUGAUCUGAGCAACAAUGAAGUAAAGAAUCAGGUGAAAGAACUCACUUGGACCUCAGCAGGAACUCGACUCAACCUCGCACUGACUAGAGCUUACGCUAUGUUUAAAAAGGACGGUCGCUCAGGCGCACGACGACAGUUAAUCAUAUUCAUCACUGGGAAGGACGAUACCAUAACAGACGAAGUGAGGAAUGCCGCCGAGAAACUUGAAGAGUUGGACGUGAAAGUGAUCUAUAUUAAAAUGGGAGAUGUGGAUGACUUCAGUCAUCCGCCUAGUAAGAAUGUUAUCACUGAUCGUGGAACUGACGAACCCGAUAAAGUGGCCGAAUUUGUUUCCGAGAAGUCUGACAAAAAUCCAUGUGCAGCUGUAAACUGUAAAAAUUACGCUGAAUGUAAAGUUUCAUCUGACGACCAAACAGGAUGUUUAUGCCGAAAGACUUGUGGCAAUGAACCGUAUCCUGUUUGUGGUAGCAAUCGUGUGACAUAUCCAAACCUUUGCAGCCUGAAACGUGAUUCUUGCGUCAAGCAAGAGCUUAUCUCUGUUAAACAUUCUGGUUCUUGCAAACUUUUACUUGAUCUCGUGUUCGCCUUGGACGGAUCAGAGAGGUUGGCUAAGAAAGGUUUUGAAAGGAUAAAAGAUCUUGUUAAAGCAAUGGUCGAUAACUAUACCAUCUCCGAAACUGAAACUCAUGUUGGUAUAAUAGAGUUCAGCGAUAAAGCUAACGUAAUUCUGCCACUUAAUAAACUGUUUAAACCAACUUCAAUCAAGGAUCAAGUCCAACGUAUCAUUCCAUCUGGUAGUAAAGACAGGGUCACUGACGAAGCCUUACGAAAGUCUGCUGAUAAUGUGUUUGACGCAAAGUCAGGAGGUAGACCUGGAGCUUCAAAAGUUCUAAUAAUAAUUACAGAUGGCAAAUCAACAGGCAAAGAACCACCUAAACAUGCUGUAAAACCUGUGAAAGAAAAGGGAGUUCGAGUUUAUGUUGUAAAUAUUGGAGACGAUACUGACAAGGACGAACUGAAGGAUAUCGUUCCAACAGAUGAAAAUAUUUACCCUGUAAAGAAUCCAGACCAAGCUCCGAGUGUCGCUCCUAAAUUGGUAGAGGAUAUUAAGGAAGAUCUCAAGAGAGAAAAACGUCUGGAUGUUAUUUUCGUGAUGGGAUCUGCAAAGCCACAGGCUGGAGAUAAUUUUGAUGAAGAGAAGGAGAUUGUUAUCAAUCUAAUUAAGACACCGAAAGACGCAAAUGUUAAAUAUGGUAUUGUCCAGUUUGGUAAAAUGGCUGAGACGAAGAUUCCGCUCGGCAGCGAAGAUGACGAAAGAAAACUUGAGGAGUUUGUGCGAAUAUUGCACUGGCAGGAAGAAGGAAAAUCGUUGGAUGAAGGAAUAAAAAAAGCUGCGGUGGAAUUCAAAAUAAACGGCCGCCCGAAUGCUCGUAAAGUAUUGGUUGUCUUCGUUGAUGGAAAGGAUGCCAGCAGUAAAGAUGAUUUAGCUCAAGUUACAAGACCUUUGAGAAAUAAAGAUGUUGAAAUUAUUCCAGUUCCCGUGGGAGACAUAGAUGAGGACAAGAUAAAGGUUUUGGUCCCUAAGAACAAAAAACCUAUAAAAGGAAAAAAUCCAAAGGAACUAAGUGAACAAGUUGCGGAAGAAGCUUUCAAUGACCGUUGUUUCGCUGAGGCGUGUAAAUAUUGUAUCGCUAAGCCUGAUGGUUCUACAACAUGUGACCAUACCGACAUCAUUGAUCUUGUAUUUGCCAUCGAAGGAACAAGAAGAAUGAGUGAAGAUGGUUUUGAUGAAGCAAAACUUUUCAUUAAGAAGAUGAUAGAUGAAUACGCAAUAUCUGAACCUGGAGCACACGUUGGAAUUGUUGAGUACAGUGACGAGCCUUCAAUAAAACUUCGUCUGAACGAAAUGUUUGAUGAAAACUUGAUAAACAACAAGAUAGAUGAAAUGAGACCAUCAGAGGGAGAGAGUGCCAAUCUCGAUAAAGCACUGGAAAAAUCUGUCGAUGAAAUGUUUGGUGUUAAAUUGGGAGGUCGUCCAUCAGCUAAAAAGAUUCUUGUUGUUAUUGCUGCGAGUAAUACGACUGCUAAAGAAGCGUUGAAGAAAGCUGCUAAACCAUUGAAAGAACGAGGUGUUCGAGUUUAUGUCGUACCUUUAGGGAAAGAUUCAGAUCCAAAAACUCUUGUUGUUCUUGUACCAGAUGAAACAAAGCCUCCAAAGAAAGUGAAGACAUCGUCGCUUCCGGAUUAUUCAAAGAAACUAUCAACAGUUGUAGACGAUGACGUCUCUAAAAAGAUAAAAGAAAAAUCAGCUGUCGAUCUGGUCUUCGUAUUUGGAUCCAAUGGAAAACAGGCUGUGACUUUGUUUAACCAAGAAAAAGAAAUCGCUAAGAAAAUGGUCGACAACGAGAAACUGAAGGAUAUUCUUUAUGGGACAAUUGUUUAUGGAAAUGAGGCUUCUGUGAAAUCGAAAUUCAACGAUUUCACGGACGAAACGGAUGUGAAAAAUUUUAUUGAUUCUCUUUCGUGGGAAGAUGAUGGGCAGAAGCUAGAUCAAGCGCUUGUAGAAGCCAAUGAACUUUUCAAAGAUUAUGGUCGACCUAAAGCUCGUAAAAUAACAGUUGUCUUUGUUACUGGCGAGGCAGAUGCUACAACAAGUGAACUGAAGAGAGCAGCCAAGAAAUUAAAUGAUAAUGAAGUGAAGAUAGUCGUAGUGAAGCUAGGAACAGAUCCUGAUGAUGAACAGUUGAAAGUAAUAACACCAGAGAAAAAUAUCGUGAAAAAGAAGAAGACAGUUAAACCGAAAGAGUUAGCCGGAUUUAUUGAAGAAGUUGUCAAGAAAGAUCCUUGUGCGGCUCGUGAUUGCGAACAUGGUGCCAAAUGUGUCGCAAACGCGGAUGAUUCUACAAUUUGUACUUGUCCUGAAACUUGCCCAACGACUAGAAAAUCUGUGUGUGGUUCCGAUGAUGUCACAUACAAGAAUGAAUGUGAAAUGCUUCGUAAAAUGUGUAAAGAAGGAAAAUCUGGAAAAGUGAAGAAGAUUGGCGCUUGUGUUUUCAAAAAACCGCUUGACUUGGCCUUCCUGAUUGGUUCCGCUGGAAAGGACGCCGAGAAAUCUUUCAACGAUAGUAAGAAAAUACUCAAGAAAAGUUUGGAGUCAUUCGAAGUUUCAAAACUAAAAACACAUGUGGCUGUUGUCGACUACAGUGGUAAACCCGCUGUGAAGAUUCCGUUUAAAUCUGGAGAUGAUCUUGUUGCUGUGAAAGAAAGUGUUACAAAUCUUCCUCUUGGGAAAGGUGGAAAUCUUGAAGAUGGUAUAAAACUAGUGGCAAGCCAACUCUUUACUGCAAAAUAUGGUUCGCGACCAACAGCGAGGAAGAGUCUGGUAAUAAUCACCAACCAAGAUGAUAUUCCUGCAGUUGAGAAAGAGAAGAAAAAACUUAAAGACAAAGGUGUUAAGGUGGUUGUUUUGGGGCUUGGCGACAAGAUUAAACCUGAAAAGGCCAAAAAGCUACCGUCCACUCCUCAUUUGUUAGAAGUGGCUAAGUCGAUGAAAGAGAAACCAGAAGUUGUUGAUGAGUUAGUUGAGAAAGUAACGCAAGAGUUCAAGAGUUGCAAGGACGUCAAAUCUAGUGGUGCAACUGAAGAUGGCGUAUAUUUACUUCACAUCAGCAAAAAAUGCAAGGACCCUAUUAAAGUUUAUUGUCAUGGUUUAUCCGGGAAUGAACCUAAGGAGUACCUGGAUCUUCCUGCCGGUGAGAGCAGAAACUAUGCGAUCGUGUACGAUCGACAAUUACCGACAUCUCCUGUUACAGCCCGAUUCCAGUGCGAUGGAGAAGACAGCAGCAACGUUUACCGUAACCACGGCAAGACAUAUUUUUCAAAGAUAAGAUUAAACGUUGAAGAUCUUACGGUUAUUCAAGACGAUUAUGAAUUUGCGAACAGUUCUGUUAGCGGUAGAUCUGUACGCUAUGGUACGGCUGGUGAUUGUUUCUCAAUGAAUCCUGGGAACUGUCGUAAAGGUAGUUUCUUGAUUGACCUGUCGGGUACUGGUUUAAAGGUUAAUGACAUGGUAAGAUGGGAUAACCAAGGGUAUCCUUCAGACAUCAAGAUACAGGAAUUCACGAAGGAAAAACAUGGAAUGAUUAUCUCAGCAAAAUGUGGUGGAUGGUGCGGUAGAUGUACCCCGGUUGGUUCAUUGGUUUUACAACAAGUCUGUAGCAUUCCUGAAGCUUGCCAGGAUCCUGUUGACCUUGGUUUCGCCCUGGACGGCUCAAGUAGUGUUUCAAGCUCCGAAUUUAAUUCCAUGUCGCAACUUGUGUCCACCACAGUUGGAUUCUUUGAAAUAUCCGAUCUUUCAACACGCGUUGGCGUUAUGGAGUACAGUGAAACUGCGAAAGUCUGGAUCAGAUUGAAUGACCUUUAUAAUAGAACUGAGUUUAAGGCUGCUUUAUCAGAAAUCGUGACCACCAAUGGAGCAACGCACUUCGAAAAACCUUUGAAGGAAGCCAUUUCAAUGUUCAGGCCGCGCAAUGGUGGAAGGGAUCAUCUUCCAAAUGUGUUCACACUCUUUACAGAUGGAAACUCAAACGUUGAAUUCCAGGAGGCAGCAAAUGAAUUGAAAAGAACUGGUACAACAGUAAUUGUGGUUGGAAUCGGCAAGUAUGUAAGAGAAGAUCAGUUGAAAAUUAUCGCUAGCCCUGGAUAUGUCUUGAGAACUUCGUCGUUCAAGGAACUGGCAGAUAUUGCUGGUCAAUUGUCAUCGCUGGCGUGUAAAGAUCCAUGCUCCACUGUCCAUUGUGACUUCUACGGCGAAUGUUCGGUGAAUAAUGAUGGAACGACUGCCUGCAAGUGCCCUGUUAAAUGUCCAAAGAAAGUUGAUUACGUAUGUGGCAGUGAUGGUCGAAAUUAUGAAAACGAUUGCUUAUUACGUCUUGAAGCUUGUACGAGAAAGAAAAGAUUAUCCGUUACCAAUCUAGGCAAAUGUGGAUUGUGUUCAAACACAUCUUGUCCAGUUUAUUCUAAAUGCGCAUUGAAGGAUGACGGAACAACGGAAUGUAUCUGCCCAACAUUAAGCAAUUGUCCAAAAGAAAUGAAAGCAGUCUGUGGGAAAGACGGAGUAACCUACAUAAACGACUGUUUCCGGAAAGUUCGAAGUUGUAAACGAAAGAAAGAUAUUCGAAUGGCACAUCCUGGAGCAUGUGAUAUAUGCAAGGCUAAGAAAUGUUCGCUGUACAGUAAGUGUUUCGUUGACAAUCAAGGAAAACCAAGAUGCAAAUGUCCGGAUGAACGCGCUUGUCCACAAUUCGCUGAUGCAGUUUGUGGUACGGAUGGUGAGACAUAUCUCAACGACUGUGUGAUGAAAGCAAGAUCUUGCAAGAAAGGUGUUUUAGUGGAGAAGACUAAAGAUGAAGCAUGUGAUGUAUGUACGUUUGUAAAGAGCUGUAAAAACUACGCUAAAUGCGUGGCGAAUGUUGACAAGACUGUGAAAUGCGUUUGUCCUGUGAAGGAAGAAUGUCCGCCCUCUGUGAGGAAGAUUUGUGCCUCUAAUGAUAGAACGUACGAGAGUGAGUGUGCAAUGAAAGUUGAGGCAUGUAAGAAGAAAAUACCAUUGACGAAGAAGCAUGAUGGACCGUGUGGCGAAUGUCAGUCAACAGAUUGUCACAGAUAUGCCACAUGUGAGACGAAUGACGAUGGUAGCGCCGUAUGUAAAUGUCCAGAGAAAUCAUCCUGUCCACUGGAAUCCGAUCCAGUGUGUGGUACUGACGGUCAGACUUACCCCAACGAAUGUGAGCUGAAGGCAGCAGUUUGUAAGAGUGGAAAACCAACUUUACCUCGUCAUAAAGGGAAAUGCGGUUUGUGUUCAACGAUGAACUGUGAAGAUUAUGAAAGUUGUAAAGAGGUGAACGGCAACGCUGUGUGUGGAUGUGCUUCAGUUCAGUCUUGUCCUCGAGAUGUGAAAAUCGUUUGUGGCAGCGAUGGGAAAUCGUAUUUGAAUAAAUGCAGAAUGAAACUCGAAGCUUGUAAGAAGAAUAUUCCAAUUGUAAAACGCCAUGACGGGGUUUGCGAUCCAUGCGCAGUAUCCAGCUGCAGAAACAAUGGAACUUGCAGCCUUAAAGAAGACGGUUCAACGACCUGCGCAUGUCCACUUGCUGAAGAUUGCCCUGAAACUACGAGACAAGUGUGUGGAAGUAACAGACAGACAUUCAAGAAUGAAUGCCAUCUUCGAGUGACUGCUUGUAAAUUAGGAACACCGAUCUAUGUGAAGAAACCUGGAGUGUGCUCGCCAUGCGCAUUUGCAAGCUGUAAGAACAAAAGGACAUGUUCUGUAAAAUCUGACAGAACCGUAGAGUGCAGUUGCCCCACUAGCUGUCCAACAACAAGAAACCCAGUAUGUGGAACUGAUGGCAAUACAUAUCCAACUCAAUGUCAUCUCGAGAAGAAAUCCUGUGAGAAGAAAGAAUUUUUGGAAGUGGAAAAACAAGGAGAAUGCGAUGCUUGUUCUAAAGUGAAAUGUCACAGUGAUUCGGAAUGCGUCGUUGAGAACAAUGGUAAGACCUCAUGCAAGUGUAAAGAACCAAGCAGAUGUCCAGCGACCGUCAAGGAAGUUUGUGGUACGGACGGCAAAACCUACAAAAACAAAUGUUUGGUCAAAGCUGCCUCGUGCAAAGGACCAAAACGAAUCAAAGUGGCUAGAGAUGGACCUUGUGGGUUUAUCGAAGGCUUCUGUUCUCUUAAGAACUGCAAACAUGGCGCUCAUUGUAAUCCCAAAGGGAAGUGUGCGUGUCCUAAGAUGGACGACUGUCCUCCUGACCCACGAAGCGUUUGCGGAACUGAUGGAAAUACUUAUAAGAACCAAUGUCAUCUUGAGGUCUCAGCCUGCAAGAAACAAAUCCUUAUUGAAGCUAUCAAAGUUGGAGUCUGUGAUGCGUGUUCCGAUAAGAAUUGUUCAAACAACGGUAAAUGUGUGGCAAUGCAAGGAAGUGAAUCAAAAUGUAAAUGUCCAAAACUGAGUGACUGUUCUCGUAAGAUUGAGCUCCUGUGUGGCAAAGCAGACGAAGAAACGUAUAUUAAUCAUUGUGCGCAGAAAGUACAUGCCUGUCGAAAGCAGAAACCAUCUGGUGUCCUGGUAGAAGACUAUUGUUCUGUCUGUUCUUUGGUGAAAUGUCCUUUCAACGGCGUGUGUACUCCGAUGGAAAAUGGUGGAGUGAAAUGUUCCUGUAUAACGGGAUGUCCCCGAAUAAAGGAUGUGGUCUGCGCUAAUGAUGGAAAGCAAUACUACAGUGAAUGUGCUAUGAAGAAGUGGAGUUGUGAAAACAAGAAGCCGCUUAAGAUUGUGCAUAAAGGAUUUUGUGGAACGAAAGCCAACUACGAUCUGAAAUUCACAGGCAGGAAAAAAGAUUUCGUGGAAUUCAAGGACUUGCCGAAAUUGAAAGAAGUUACUGUUGCAUUCUGGGUGAAGACAAAUGAUCAAACGAAGAAAGGGACGAUAUUCUCGUACUCAGUUUCUGGAAAACGUAAUGCUCUGAGCUUGGCCGAUUCAAAUGCUUUGCGACUCUAUAUAAAUGGUGAUGACAAAGAUGGAGUACACAAAAAAACCGGCGUGAUGGUCAAUGAUGAUAUAUGGCAUCAAAUAACAAUGACCUGGCGAAACAGUGACGGUUCAUGGAGAUUAUUCAAGAACAGCAAACUUACUGCAAGCGGGCGUGACUUCCAAAAAGGCGUGGUCAUCCCAGCUGGUGGUAUAUUAACACUCGGUCAUCAGCAGGAGGAACCUGGGUACCGCUAUGAUCUAAAUUGGGCCUAUAUUGGAGAUAUAAGUCAUUUCAAUGUUUGGUCAAAGGAACUACCGCUGAGAGAGAUUACUGCUUUGGCGGAGUCCUGCGGAGCAGUGAGACGUGGUGAUGUAGUCACGUGGUGUGAUGCAAAGAAGAUGGUGUUUGGUGACGUUAAGUUGGUUGCACCAUCAGUUUGUCCGAAUAAUACAGAUGACCCUUGCUGUGGUGGAACUUGUUCUCAAUUCAUGAAGUGUGCUGUAAGAAACGACAGUAGCCCCGUUUGUGUUUGUCAAGAUAUGGAUGACUGUCCUGAAGAUCAAGACUUGGUUUGUGGAAGUGAUGGAAAGACUUAUGGUAACAAAUGUCUUAUGAAAACUGCGGCUUGCAAAGAAAUGAAAGCGAUUGAAGUCGUCGCUAACAGAGAAUGCGAUGCAUGCACUGAGACCAAUUGUGAAUUUUACGCGUCGUGUGAACUUGGGGUGGAUGGAAAACCUAAAUGCGUUUGCCCGAAAAUAGAAGACUGUCCAGCAGUAAUCAAACCAGUUUGUGGUAGUAAUGGCAAGUCUUAUAUCAAUGAAUGUCGUCUGAAAGUUGAUUCCUGCAAAAAGAAAAGGAACAUACGUUUGGUGAAGGAAGGAAUUUGUGAUCAUUGUAUGCUUAGCAAUUGCCCAUUCUACGGCGCGUGCACAGUUGAUCAGCAAGGCUCGACCCAGUGUAGCUGCCCAGAGUCAUUUUCCUGUCCUGGAGGAACAAUCUGUGCCUCGAAUGGUCUGACUUAUUCCGAUGAAUGCAAAAUGAAGGAAUAUUCCUGCGCAAAUGAGCAAGACUUGGUGGUUGUUCAUAAGGGAGCUUGUGAUGCUUGUUCAGAGCAUAAAUGUGAGGCGCUUAGCAAGUGUAAAGCUGUGGACGGUCAACCCAAGUGUGUCUGUCCUGAAAUCAAAGACUGUCCAACAUCAGGACCAAGUGUUUGUGGGAGUAAUGACAAACCAUAUCCAAGCGAAUGCCACCUUCUAGUUGAUGCUUGCGUCAGAAGACGAGCCUUGUAUGUUGUUGGCAAUGGAACUUGUGAUCUUUGUUCUAAGAAAAUGUGCAAGUUCUACUCUAAGUGUGAAGUGGAUUCUAGCAACCAAGCUCACUGUGUUUGCUCGAAAGCAAAAUGCCCCAAAACCCGAGAACCAGUCUGUGGAGACGAUGGCAAGACCUACGACAGUCUUUGUGCUAUGAAGGGUGAAUCGUGUUCAAAACAGAAGCCUAUUAAAAUGAAGAAUCAAGGAGUUUGCGGAAUCAUUGAAAACUCGUGCACGUUGAAAACUUGCAAACAUUACGCUGUCUGCAAGAAAGGUAAAUGUGAAUGCCCGAAAACUGAAGAAUGUCCGCAGUACUUAGAACGCAUUUGUGCUAGCGAUGGACAAAUUUACAAAAAUGAAUGUCAUAUGAAGACUGAAUCAUGUAAACUGGGCAAGACCUUGAUUGAUGUGGGCAUGGAGAAAUGCUCGCUGUGUCUCUUCGCCAGAUGCGCCCUUAAUGGUUUAUGUGUGUCGAAAGACGAUGGAACAACAAUCUGCCAAUGUCCUGAUCCGAAGUCAUGUCCUGCAGAGUUCAGUCGAGUUUGCGGGACAAAUGACAAGACUUACAACAACACAUGUCAUAUGAAAGUUGACGAGUGUCGAAAAAACCAAGUUAUUGGUAUUGCCAAACGGGGCCCUUGUGAAAAAGUUGUCAAGUACUUCAAAGGAACGUCAUACAUGCAAUUUGCUACACCACUACGAAUGAUUGGAACCUUAACCAAUGUCGAAUUUAGCAUCAGACCUCUGCAGGAAAACGGCAUUUUGUUUUUCGCCGACGAUAAGAGAGUCGAUGAUUUCAUUGCCCUGGUCUUAAAUAACGGAUAUCUCGAGUUUAGAAUGAAUCUUGGUGAUGGACUGGCGAGUAGGAAGAGUAAGAAUCAGUUGGAAAUGAACAAAUGGUACCACAUUAAAGUAACAAGAAAGGACAAAAUCGCAGAAAUUUUGAUCAACGAGAAAGAUAAAACAACGAUCAUUGCUCCAAAGAAUUACACAAUCCUAAACAUUGGCGAUAAAUUGUAUUUUGGUGGAAAAGACAAAAUAUCAACUCGCGCAAAACGCAAACUCGGCAUCACAGAUGGUUAUGUUGGUUGUCUUAAAGACCUAAAGAUAAGUUUUGUUGAGUAUGAUCUUCUGUAUCCCGGAGCACACAUUAUAAAAGAAAGAAACAUCGAAAAAUGUCCUGGAGAUCCAUGCAACACUCGACCAUGUGAAAGCUCAGCACAAUGCAAAUAUGAUCCAAAUAUGGGAGACACUUACAUUUGUUUGUGUCCAGAGGGCUUUGUUGGUAAAAGAUGUCAAGCGGAAGACAAACCUGUGCACUUAAAUGGAGCAGAUUCGUUUGCUGAGUUAGACGUAUUCCGAGAUAAAUCGAAGUUUGCAGUCUCGAUGAAUAUCAGGCCCGACACGAAAGACGGAAUGAUACUUUAUGGUCAGGACGUAAAGUCGUCAGACUUUGUCAGUAUCGGCCUCAAAAAUGGUUUUGUUGAAGUGAGUCUCGAUGCGGGACAGGGAAAACUGACAGUGAAAAGUAAACAGGUCGUCUCUUUAUUGGACUGGCAUACCAUUAAAGUAACUCGUAACAAGAAGUUAGUGAGGUUGAUUGUUGAUAAACAGGAUGUUGUCGAGGGCACGUUACCAAAGACGUUCUCCCAGAUAUAUCUGGGAACUGCGAUGACUAUUGGCGAACCGAAACAGCCCGUAAUACGAAUCUCUGCUCGAGAACGCAGUGGUUUGAAAUAUGCAUUCUUUACUGGUUGUAUAAAAAAUUUGGUGAUUGACGAUCAUUCCAUUAACUUUAACGCAACCAAUGGAGAUACACUGGAUCAGAAAAAUCUUCUCCCAUGCUCCCCCUGUAUUGGCAAUCCUUGUGGUGACCAUGGGACAUGUAUACCACGGGCUGAUCAUACAUUCACCUGCAGAUGCGAUGGUAGAUACUCUGGGAAAUUCUGUGAUAAUACAGAACGAGUUGCAUACUUUACAGAAGAAGGUUCAAUGUUAGUGCUUGGAAUAAAGAAGGGAUAUGUUGAUUUUGAUAUGUCCUUUAAAAUCAGACCUCAAGUUAAAACAGCUCCGCUUGCAAUUGCCUUCGGGAAGACUGAUUAUAUUUCCAUUGCAAUAAGAGAAGGCGUCGUCGAGGCGAGAAUUAACGCGGGAAGUGGUGAAAGUCUUGCUACCAGUUCUAACUCAAUUGAUUUGCAUAAAUGGCAUAAAAUCCGAUUGGCGCGGGACUCGAAACAAAUGCAACUUUAUGUCGACGAUCAAGAGGUUGUUACUCAGCCAAACGCGGGCAAAUUCACGAACAUUAAUCUCAAGGAAAUAAUGUAUAUUGGAACUGUUUAUACUGAUGACGAAACCCUGCCUGACAGAGUCAAUGGCCGUGAUCAUUCAGAGUUGAAAGAAGACUUCCAAUUCAUCGGCUGUAUGGCAAAUGUAACGCUGAAUGGAAAACGUCUGGACUUAAGUUACCCUGGUGAUGACGUAAAGAAAGAAAGAUUAGUAACUGAGUGUACCUCGUGUUCACCAUCACCGUGUAAGCACAAUGGAACGUGCGUCCCCCAACCUGGUUUAACCUACUCAUGUCGCUGUACAUCAAGCUUCACUGGCUCAGUUUGUGACGUUCCUGGUUGCGCUGUUGGGGCUCUGGAUCUAGCCUUUGUACUGGACGAUUCAGGAAGUGUUGACGAUAAUGAAUUUAGUGACGUCAUCCAAUUUGUUACAUACAUGAUCGAUGCCUUCCCUGGGAUCUCCGCGACUGGUACACGUGUAGGCGUGGUGAUGUUUAGCACCGACGCGGAAAUUGCAAUUUCUUUUGAUCGCUACUAUGAACGCAGACAACUUAUUGAUGCUGUGGAAAGCCUCGCAAGAAUACGUGGAAAGACGUUCAUCAACGAGGGACUUGAUAAGGCUGAUGAGUUAUUCACUUCGGCACGAGGUAGUCGAACGGAUGCCUCAAAGGUUUUAGUGCUUAUGACAGAUGGUAAAAGCAAAGGAAAUGUCGUUCCACCUGCACAGCGGUUAAGAAAUAAGGGUGUUCGUAUCAUCGUGGUUGGUGUCGGUAAUGUUGAUCCAGCGCAGCUACAACAGAUCGCUGGAGUAGAAGAAAACGUGUUUAUUGUACCAACUUUCAAGGGUUUGGAGCCAGUGAUAGCGAAACUUAUUCCUGCGUCAUGUCCUCGACCUAAUAGGCCUUGAAUGAGCCAAGCAAAUCAAAUAUGAAAUUUAGUAUAGUUAAGUUAGAAUAGACGUGUUUUGCAUUACGUUUCCUUUGACCAUUGCUAUUUAAGUAUUAUUAAGGAAUAACACUAAAACAUACAAAUACACUUAAUUUUCACAGUUGUUAGAAUCGUGUUGUAUUUUAUAAAAGAUCAUUUUACCAAAAUAUAAUGUGUGUACAGUCAAACCAUA
Molecule: messenger RNA, 52223 nt
Organism: Dendronephthya gigantea
Lineage: Eukaryota; Metazoa; Cnidaria; Anthozoa; Malacalcyonacea; Nephtheidae
Exons: 152
Coding region: 285-52010 (17241 amino acids)
Molecular function (GO): zinc ion binding; metalloendopeptidase activity; protein binding
Source: RefSeq, a predicted model, not a curated record